AUGGCGGAUGAUCAGAAGGAAAGCGUGAAAGCGAAUAAAGAUGAAACACUCGAAGAUUCGAGUAGUGAUGAUGAUAACAGUUACAUUAAUAGCGGUGAAAAUGAUGAAUCGGUGAAGACCUUUAAGGAUCUGGUGAGUUUAUAAAACAGAGGGAAUAAGAGGCUCAUGAUGUGGUAUAAACAAGCAUUAGCAUGGCUGUUUAGCUAGCUGAAAAAGGUGUUAUGUAGGUAUACAUCACAUUCAGUAUAAUUUGGAUCUGUGAUCAGCAUGUAUAGCUUUUCUCACCGGAGUGUUUUCUGCUGGUGACAGGGUGUAACUGAGGUUCUCUGUGAGGCUUGUGAUCAGCUGGGAUGGAAGAGCCCGACAAAGAUUCAGAUUGAAGCCAUACCUGUGGCUCUUCAAGGUGAGUGAUCCCUUUCUGCUCUUAAUUUUAUUAAAACCAAUAGGGCAUAAAGUUUUAGGAACAUUGACGUACAUAAAAUUAACAAUACACUACCUUCAAAUCCUCUAAUUCAUGCAUUAGCCUUGCAUCAGCAGCAGAGUGAACUGCUUUUACGUGUGUCAAUAUUAUGUAAUAUGUUAGUAUGACAUGGUCCCACUAUGAUAAUUACUUUAUUUGGGAAUGAUAGCAGUCCCAGUGAGAAAUAAGCACAAUUUGUAUCCAGGUAGUUGAAGUAAAGAUGAUUCCACCUGUAAGUGUGUUUGGAAGAAGUUUAGUGUCCAGUGAUUCAGUACAUCAUGCCAUUAAAAAGUUCUAACUUUAUGAUCAUCACAGUAUGAGUGUUUAUGUCAACUGCUGGGGUAUUGGCCAUGCUUUAUUCCUAUAAUAACACAUUUUUCACUUUAGGUGAUUUUUUUUUUUUAACUUCUUUUCUUUUCCAUCUUUACUGAGUGAUGCUUUUUUUGUGAUGCAUUGCUUACUAGAAAUGUCUUUAAUACUUACCACUACAUACUUUAGUAAAGACUGCAUGAUAGCAAUACAGAGAGCCACGCACUCAACCAAAACUCCACUCUAUAGCCACAAAUAAUGCAGCACCUAACUUCAUCAACAGUACAUAUAGGGUCUUGGUCACAACACUAGCCACCAAACAUCUUUUUAACUUUGCCUAAUUUCUUUAUCAAAGAGAUCAAAUACAACUCACCUACUCUCUUCCAGCAGCCGCUUGUUUGUAUGGAGACCCCGGCCGACUCCGUCAACUGCAGCAGGGUGACGCAGCUCAAGAAAGAACAUCUACAAUCAUUACUUUAUCAUUUCCUUGGAAGUAAUAAUCAGCAUAGUAAUCAUUUUUGCACUGCAGACGCGGUAGAUCUUCUGCCUAAGCGUCUUGGUCUGACUGCAUUUCCAUUAAGAAAUUAUCAUAUAUGUUCUUCCUUGAGCUGCACCACCCCGCUGCAGUUGAUGGACUCGGCUGAGGUCUCGCUACAAACAAGCGGCGACGGGAUGUCUAACUCGGUGUUACGGUGUGUUUGAUCCUAACUUAAUUUUACGCCAGAAUACCCCUUUAAUGGUGCUGAAUACCUGCUAAUCCAACCUAAGAAAAAAAAAACAGCCUAUGAACACUUCUUAACUGCCUGCCUGGUGUGAAAUUUGACUAAGAUUGGAGCUUGCAGUAAACAGAAGGAGUACAAGCAUGACGCCUGAUUAAUAAUAUUCUUAUUGAAUCACAUUUAUGUUUGUUUUUGAUAGCAACACAAAAAAAGAAAAUAGAGAACAGAGUUCUUGGUGCUGCAACACAUUUGUACCACUUGUGAAAAUAGUUAAUAUAAAAAUCAAAUAAUUGUUAAAUUGCAAAACCAAUGCUGAUCACCUGUUAGCUGGUAUGUUUGAGUUUAGUUUAUUUAAGCAAUUUUCAUGGUCUGCUUAAACAGAACUGUGAAGUCUGGAAAAGCUGUGCCUGACAUGUUCCCUCAUAGUUUAGCUUUACUCAGCUGUCCUUCUUGUCAUGCAAGUGUCAUAAAUUCAGGACACUACGAUUGAUGAAUGAUUAUAUUUCCUUUCCCUGAGUUUUACUUAUUGGGCAAAUGGGCUGUCACUGUUGCCCUUUGCUCACAUCAGAUAUUUGAAUUUGCCCUUUUUUUAACUACAGGAAAAGAUGUUAUCGGCCUGGCAGAAACUGGUUCAGGAAAGACGGGUGCUUUUGCUCUGCCAAUCCUCCAGUCUCUACUCUCCUCACCUCAGAGGCUCCACACCCUCGUCCUCACCCCAACCAGGGAGUUAGCCUUUCAGAUCUCAGAGCAGUUUGAGGCUCUGGGCUCUAGUAUUGGUGUAAAAUGCGGUAAGUUUUCAUUGGGCCAGUUAGAUUGCAGAGGUGUUUUUAGUUUUUGUUGACCAUCACUUAAAAACUUUAUCAUUUCUGUCGCAGCUGUUGUCGUUGGAGGAAUUGAUAUGAUGUCUCAGUCCCUGGUGUUGGCUAAAAAACCUCAUAUUGUUAUAGGUAAGUGAAUAAUCAUUGUAUUUAUUUAACAGAUAAUAUGUAGCAGUUUCUCAAGCUAAUAUGCUCUGAAUGUGUCAGUGUAUUUGCUUGUGCCAAAGUCCUUAUAAACAUUUUUUCAUUGUCUUUUUAACAAAAGGACUGCUAAUUUUGGCAUGAAUAUGAUGUGGUGAUUCCUGUGUGUUUGCAGCCACACCUGGUCGAUUGAUAGACCACUUGGAGAACACAAAAGGCUUCACUCUACGAGCUCUGAAGUUUCUGGUGAUGGAUGAAGCAGACAGAAUCCUUAACAUGGACUUUGAGACUGAGGUGAGUAGCUAGAAACCCUCUUAUUCCAUUCCAGUGUAACCCAAACAACAUCUUGCAUCCAGUAUGGAUUACUGUGUGUCCAGACAUCACAGUUUUGUUUUGUUUUUGUUUGUUUUUUUGCUUGGAAAAACCACUAACUUCCUUUUAAAUGUCUUUUUUUGUCAGGUGGAUAAAAUCCUAAAAGUGAUUCCCAGAGACAGACGAACCUUCUUAUUCUCAGCCACCAUGACCAAAAAGGUACUCAGACAUUCAUCUAUACUCAGUUAAGUGCUGUUGUGUUUUGAGUCAUCCUUAGUGAUGCAUGCUUACCUGCAAAUCUGACAGAGGAAACUGCCUUUUUCUUGCUUUCAGGUCCAGAAACUUCAGAGAGCAGCUCUGAAAGAUCCUGUGAAGUGUGCUGUGUCCACCAAAUAUUCCACAGUAGACAAACUGCAGCAGUACUACAUCUUCAUACCAGCCAAAUUCAAGGUAAAGCUGCACUUUCUCAUGUAAUUUUGAACAUCUAAAACCCCUGAUGCACAUGUGUUGCACAAUUCUUAACGAUACAUAUGUUUUGGGGUUUUGUUGACAGUUUUGUGUUUGGUUUUGUGGCAGGACUGCUACCUAGUGUCAAUCCUGAACGAACUUGCUGGCAACUCGUUCAUCAUUUUCUGCAGCACGUGCAACACUGCCCAGCGGGUGGCGCUGUUGUUGAGGAAUCUCGGAAUCACUGCAAUCCCUCUUCAUGGCCAGAUGAGUCAGGUAGAGCUGCAGAGGAACAAACCAAUUGAUCCAAGAAUUAAAAACAGAUUAUCAGCUUUACAAAAAAGUACUUGAACAAGCUUAAGAACUUGUUGCUUUUGGGAGUAAAAGCAACUUGGGGAACUUAAAGAUACAAUUGCAUGAAAAUCUAUAAGAGUUUUGUGUCAGUGAAAUGUUAAAUACUCACUCUUAAUCUUGCUCUCUUUGUGUUUCAGAAUAAAAGGCUUGGGGCUUUAAACAAGUUCAAGUCAAAGUCUCGAUCUGUGCUGCUGGCAACAGAUGUGGCAUCCAGAGGUCUGGACAUUCCUCACGUAGACUGCGUCAUCAACUACGAUAUUCCCACUCACUCUAAGGUACAUUACUGCAGUUUUUCUUUUUCCUGUUUCUGCUUUAUUUUGGGGUUUUCAUUUGCUCUAUUUGAUAUGAAUGGAUCUUUGUCUGUCCGCACUCGUAGGACUACAUCCACAGAGUUGGACGAACAGCCAGAGCAGGGCGGUCUGGAAAAUCCAUCACUUUUGUCACUCAGUAAGCGCUGCCUGUUUCCCCCCCAGUGUGUGUUGAUAUCUGAGCUUUAAGUGAAAAUGUGUGGAAGUAAACGGUGCUGUUGUGUUGUCUUAGAUAUGAUGUGGAGCUUUUCCAGCGAAUUGAAACCUUGAUUGGGAAAAAACUUCCCGCCUUCCCAACCCAGGAGGAGGAGGUGAUGAUGUUGGUGGAGAGGGUUAGUGAAGCACAGAGAUUUGCACGGCUGGUAAGUCCUAAUUAUGGGUUGUAAAAAAAAAAAGAGAGACAUUUAAUCGGAAAAAACGUCUUUAGAUAAUAAGUAUCUUGUCUUCCUCAGGAAAUGAAGGAGCAAGGCGAGAAAAGGAAAAGACCCAGAGGGGGAGAUCGAGACGAGGACGACACAGAACAAGCAAGCGGAGUGAGGAAGAAAGUGAAAGGAGGGGGUGGAGGAGGAGGAGUAGGAGGAGGAGGGAAAGGAGGGAUGAAAAAGAGAGGUGGAGGAGCCUGGAGGGGAGGACGUUGAAACCUUCAACAUGAACAGACUUUGUAUAAAAACAACAGACCAGUAACUUGCCUUUAUUGUGUUUUCCAUAUAAAAUUUGACCAUAACUGCUCACCAUAAUCCCAUGGAGUUUGGUUUCCUCUGAUGCCUAAAUGGUACAAAGCUGAAAGACAUUAGUAAUGUUGUACUGUUGAGGUACAUGUUUCAAGUGACAUAAACGCAAUUUUACAGCUUCUAGUUUGUUCAGAAACCAAGUAAGAAAACAGCUGGUAAGGUUUUAUGGCAAAAGGAGCUGUAUUUUAAGUUAUAAACAACAAAUUGUAUGACUCAUCUACACUUCUUGCUAACCUUAGAGUUUUGAUAGUGAAACCCCUAAAAUACCCCAGACAAUGUUGUUAUUAGCGACCAGAAGCCUUAGCUUGCCAUGUCAUAUAAACCAGUGUCUCUCUAAACUUUCACUAAACAUAAUGAUUUUAAACUAAUUAUUCUUAUGAAAUAUUUAACUUAAAAUACAAAGGUGUAACCUAAUUGAAUUCAAACUGUUUUACCAGUGAAAAAUGGAAGCCAUCUAAAUAUAUAAUUUUCAUUCAGUAUCAAAAAUCAUACUUUUCCUGCUCUUUUAUUUUUCCAUUUGUAAGAAGAAGAAGAAAAAAACCUAAAAAUAAAUGUUGCCAUUGUAGUAGGUGGUAUGUAUAGACCACACAGAAGGGACAAUGUUACUUGAUUUCUGCCCAUUAUGAGACGAGAAGACAAAAUCUGCCUUGUUGGGUGCUGACAUAUCCCACAGGUGCAACCAAGGCGUGCACAGAGGGGACCUGGCUGGUAGCAUCGUGGGACUGAUGUAAUGUCACGUCAAAGACCCCAAGGUUGGUACAGUCCACAGCAAGACUGAUUCAUUGAUCUGAAGCAGACACUUGUGGCUAUGGGAGGUGUCUGUCAGGUUUUCUCUCACUGUUUCUCCUCUUUUGCUUUUAUGAUACAGAUCACUGCAGAAGCCCACAUUUAAUAGAAAUGUUAAUAAUGAUAUAUCACUGCUUCUUGGAAUUAAACAAUUAAAGUGCAAAAAAGACCAUUUGGACAUGAAUCAGUACAAUUAGAACUAAAUACCAAAAAGCAUGUUUGAGGUAAAUAUAUUCUAAGUGCUUUGAAUUUAUGUUUUUAUUCUGAAACCAGUCAGCUGGGGGAGCUCUAAAUAUUUCAGCUUCACAGGUAGUAAACACUUUUGUUCAUUUCAUAAAAAAUUGCCCUGAGGUAAUAUGCUUGUGUGACUUGUUUCUGACAGAAAAUGCAACUGUUUCUUUCAGAUGUAAGAUGGUGACAUUGCAGUUUACAAGAGAGAAAUUGGAGUCACUGUGUCUAUUUUGAUUGGCACAAAAUAAGAUUCCUGCUAUGUAUUUUCUGCCAGGUUACAUAAAAAGGGCUUGGGCAGUAGUAACUGUUAUUUUGGACCCCUUUUUUUGGCAACAGUUGUAAUAUCUAUUUGCAACAUGUUACUGGUUUUCAGAAAAUUGAGGGGUUGGUUCCUUUCAGCCAAUGACUGAUAGAGGGAGAGAAAGACCGCAAAGUGGUAGCCCAAUUGUCUCCAAGCUGCUGUAGUGGGUGUGUGCCCUGCAUAGAUAUUUGGGGGGUAGAUUUCAGAAUAGACUCCCCACAGUUUAACAUACUGUGAAAUUCCCUAUCAGCGCGUUAACUUGCGAGGAAGACAAUAUUAUGAGGGCAUUGGCACGCACGGGCUACGUUUCUGCUCAGGUGUAUCCUCCCACAACGUGUCACAGUUCGCUGUGUAUUGAUCUGCAUGGUCACUCUCUAUGUGAGCGCAGUCCGGUGUAGGCGGGAGCAGAAGCGGUCAAGUCUGCUCGCUUUAGGAGGGGCCCCAGUGUGGAGGCAGCACUGUGCCUGUGGUGCAUACCAAAGCCCAAAUACAUGCCUGCAUUUCAAUUGUGUGUAGCUGCUAGUUGCAUACAGGGUCGAAUAAUCUUCAAGGGGGAUAUCGGACUGCGUGGUGAACAGGAUCUGACUGCUGCUUUGUUGAAUACCGUUACACCAGGUAAGCUGGGGGGUCUCUCACCGCGAGGACGGGGAUGAGGGAGCGCGUGGGACGUAUGCCGUUAGUGUGGAUGAUGGAGCUGGCGGUGAUAACUUGACAUAGUUGAACGGUUGCUGCUCUUUUUAUGUCCAGAAACACACCUUAUGUAAUGUUGUUUGAAGUCUACCUCGCAGAAGACAUUUAUAAAGGUGUUAACGUUCAUUUAAUGCCAGUAGGGACAAUGCUAACUCGCUCUAGUGUAUUUAAUAUUCGAUUUCAGUCGGGUUUUUUUGCGGCGUAAUGUGUGCCCCGCAUCCCCACACUAGUAGGCUUCUUUGUCACAGAGCUACAAUAUCUGGCCAUUAUAUAAAAGCACUACUUAUUCUCAGAAAGCUUGAAGAGCUGAAUUUGGUAAAGGUCAAAGAAAACUCACACAGACAGCCUCGCAUAUGACGCUGACGUUAAAUACGUUACUGCUUCUAACGGUCGUUUACCCGAUAACUUUUCGCUAGCGUUGCCAUAGUUACAACGUUCUAUAUCAUGACAUAGGACAUUCCGGUUACCUACUUUAGCCUCAAAAGCUUACCAUGUAGGUUGCGCAGGUUCAUUAGAGCAGGUAUUAGCCUAAUAUUAUUUGUAAACAGGACUUUGGUGACAAGUUUCCCUCCUGCUGGUUUUCGUUCAUUCUGUGUCUCUGGGGGUUUGCCAGUGCACAGUCAUCGCGGUUGUUGGAGAAGCCCCGUGUGUUUUGACAAGUGCAUGUUGGAGACAUGAUCUGGAGGACGGGUAGCUGUGAUAAAGUGGACGUACCGAAAGAUAUACAGAAGAAAACUGUGAAGAGUACUGCUUAUGUGCCACUCACGACCUCUCUCUGUCCCGUUUGAUCUGCAUAGAUGAGUAAAUACGCAGUAUGCGCAUUUCUAAAUGUGCAGAUGCUUUUGGUGAGAAGUCAUGCACUCACCAACUUUUAAUUUGUGUUAUCAUGCGGCACCAGAUUUCAUGCUCUGAGCUCGUCACAUAUGACACCCACUUCUCGCUGUGUGGGCGCAGGACAUUUGAUUUAAUUCAUACAUUCUUUCUCAGAUAAUUACCCAGUUGAAUGUUAUCCUAUUUUUUUUACACAGCCAUUCGAUUAAGGAUUAAACAGUCCACAAAACAAAGUCAAAGUCUACAACUGAGGCAUUGCAGGCUUCAAUAAGUUGUGUUUGAUAUUAAAUCAAAGCCUGAGUUAUCAUGUAAAGAGUCUGAAUCCAUAAAUUAUGAGCACGCAAGAAAAAAAAGAACCUUCAAACAAAGUAGAAACCUUAAACAGAACUAGACACAUUGGAACCAGCCAUCUGCUGACCAUCAGGAUUGUUCCAAUAAAGAGACAUUUAAGUAUUAAAACUGUAUAAAACAAAACAAAGUCUGGGGAGAAUUUACCAUGGGGAUCUAUAUUUUUUUAGGGGGGUGCAGGAUGAUGUAAGUGCAAAACUACAAGUAUAAACAACACAAAGUACCAUGUAACAGACAAUGUCCAACAUAGUUACAACAUAGGAGUGUGUCAAUUGGAAGGUAAAAAAAGAGGUGCCAGGGCUGGGAUCCAGGUCAGGGCUGAGCCCAGGCACUGUUAUCAGGUUUGGAGGGAGAGACACUGUUCUUGAGGCAAAGUUUAGUCCUGGUUGACUGCAGCCUCUUGCCUGAGGGGAGGGGUCUGAAAGAGUCUGUUUGCUGGGUGUGAGGGUUCUGCCACAAUCUUACCUGCAUUCUUUAGGAGGUCUGGUCGACAUUGCACUUGGCAGCCUAUCACCCUGUCCUUAGAGGGGAUGAUACACUGUAGCAUGGCCAUGGCGUACCAGACUCAUUUAUGGGAAACCAUAUGGCUAACCAUUUGGGUCAAGACAUUCGAGGUGAUUGGAUACAAAAUUUGAGCAAUUCCAAUUACUUUGCAUGAGAAUUUGCAACUACCAGACACUCACUAUGGUACUAGCAUGGCAAAAAAAAUACACAUGACAUCAGUGCAGAUAUUUCCUGGCUUAAACUCUCUGUCACUGCCAAUUCCAAAAUCCCUGCCCUCUUGUCUGUUUCAGGUGGCCGCGUUGCUCUGGUAAACUCCAGAAAAGAUGUCUCAUCGGAGUGGGCAAGAGGACCCGGAGCGGUACCUGUUUGUGGACCGGGCUGUCGUUUACAACCCGGCCGCACAGGCUGACUGGACAGCAAAGAAGCUGGUGUGGGUCCCCUCUGAGCGCCAUGGCUUUGAGGCAGCCGGCGUGCGGGAGGAGCGGGGUGAAGAGGUGCUGGUGGAGCUGGCGGAGAAUGGCAAGAAGGUGGUUAUCAACAAGGACGACAUCCAGAAGAUGAACCCGCCCAAGUUUAGCAAGGUUGAAGACAUGGCUGAGCUGACCUGCCUGAAUGAAGCAUCGGUCUUGCACAACCUGAAGGACCGGUACUACUCUGGACUUAUAUAUGUGAGUAAAAUAGAUCUGGAACCUUCAAAGUUUGGGCUUGUUUAUACUUCCCUCACUGGGGAAUGAUUAACCUUAAAACUCACUGAUCCUUCUGUUCUCCCUGCUGCAUAUUAAAUUUCACUUCUUGCUGUUUCAACUGCAAAAUAACAGACAGGUUUUCUACUUAAGGGCACUCUGGUUCAGCUGGCUGGAGUAUGACUUUUACACUGUUAUGUGAAAAUAAGAAUCAACAUUUAUCCCUUGCAGACUGAACCUUUUGCUUCUCUGAUUGAGCCCUGACCUCACAUUCACAUAUUUGCACACAGUAUGAGUGACAGAUCUCUCAACUCUUUUAACCAUUGCCAGACUUUAACCCCCUCUAUAUCUCCCGUCUGUGGUGCCCUGAGGUUACAGAUUGUUACUUCCCCCUGUGGCUUCUCCCUCACCUUAGCCCAAAUGUAGGCCUCCUCCAUAAACAUCCCUGGUUUCAGUUUGUUUGUCCUGCUCUGCUCUCCUACUGGUGGGCCUUGUUUGAUCACUGAGAUGGCUUGACCUCCCUCCCUCUACCCCUCUCUCUCUGUUGUAGCAGUCUGUGUAAAACUCAGCAAAUUUGGCCGGACUGUGGAGUAACACUGAUGGAUUCAUAGUGUCUACUUAUCUUCAUCUGCUUUCACAUGGGGGCACGAGCACUAGAGUUUAAAAUUUGUCAGUUUGUGCAAAGUAAUUACAACUAGUAGAUAAGAAGUAAGAUAAGAUAAACUAUCCAUGUGCUACUGGGAAAAUCAACCGGAUAAAACAAACCAAAAAGUCUUUGAAAAUACAAGGGAUGAUGGAGGAAUUAAAGAAAUAAAACCAACAGUAGUUAUAUUAUGAUAGUAAAAAAAUAAUGGAUAGCUUUGGUCACCUCUCAGUAGAUUUGAUGUGAUUCAGAUUGGAUGUAGAGAAAAUUGCCUUUGUAACAGUUUUACUGUUCAACUUGAACAUGCAUACUUUCUAAAGGUAGAAACAUGUUUACAUAUUCAAAUCCAUUUUUUCUAAUGAAAGACAACAUAAAGUCAAAAUUGAGUUAUCAUUCAAAACCCAGAUGAGGUGUGUGCUGUUAUGUGUGUCUGUAUGCACACCACCAAGCUAUCUCUUUAUGUCUAUGUCAGUCAAUCGCAGCUGCUUAAUCUCUCCUCUAACCACUGACAGUUCAGUUGUUAAACAAGUGCAAGUGCCUUUCAUGCUAUUGAAUACAGAAAACACACAGAUUGAACCGUUUCAAAGCACUUGAAAAAGAUCAACUUGAAAAAAAAAUUCUUAUUUUGUGUUAGCAUUACAGUUGUAAUGUUAAUUUUUCUCCUGUUGCAUUUAUAGUACUAAAGUAUAAGUCUCAGAGUCUGGGAAGUACCUCUUUUAGGUACUUAAAAGCACUAGAAAAGGGUCUGCAAAUUCACUCUAGAACGAUAUUCUUUCUCUGGUGUUUGAGCUGGACCUGGAGUUUGGAAAAGUCCUGGAAUCUGUGGUGGGAAAUGUGAUCCAAAACAAACAGUAUGUAACUGUGUCACUGUGGUGUGGUUAGUUUCUCUUGCAAUAUCUUACAAACACGUAAAACUUGUUAACUGAUUACAGCCAAAGUGUGCAGUUGUGUGUAUCAUGGCAUUGGCCAGUAUCCUAGUAUUCCUUUUAACCAGUGAUGGAGCUUCUCUGCGAUGCUGUGGUUGUGACCUUGACCCAUUUACUGACAUGAUUUCCAGAAAUAGAAUGUGGGUUGGUUUUUCACCUGAGAGACUCCAGUUUAGGGACUGAUUUACACAUCACCACCAACUUUCAGAUGUUCCUUUGUUGUGAAUGUAAUCACUACCUGGCAAAGGUGGACUUCAUGCUAUGCAUAGAUCUUUUGGGGUUGGUGUUUCAGUGAAGUUACAGUUCAUCACACCAGUUCUUCAGUCCCCUUAAAGUUUCUCUUCUUUUUCCCUCUUAUACCACAGUGUCAUGGUUUCUGGUCUUUGGUGGUUCAGAAUUGGCUUUAGCGCUUGUUGAAUCAGCCCUUGGUCCAGAGAAAUUGAAAACAUGUGUGGCUGUGUUGGUUUCCUAUCAGGGAGAGAAUUUUCCUGUUCAGCUUGCUCUUAGAAGAAGAAACCCCCCAAAUUCUUUUUUCCAGUGUAUUGACUUACCCCCCAAAGCUCAGCUGCGUUUGUAGCAGACAUAAUUUAAAACCACCCCCGGGCUGUGUUCUUUCUGAGGUUUGUAGGGAGGACUUCCAUAUCUGAGGCUGGAUCUGCAGGAGUCUGUUAUAAGCUGAGGCCUGACCACUCUUUUAUGUAGAUCUUUACCUUCAUAUACAGGUGCUGGUCUUUGUCUCUCCUCUCAUAUAUGAAGGGCGUCUUCUGCUCUCCGUCAGAUCAAUAAAUACAGAGCACAUUUUUAUACAUAACUGAAGCACUUUUCAAUUAACUCUAUUAGUGGUCAACCAACAUCGUUUUUUAAUGGCUGAAACCAAUACCGAUGAUUAGAGGGCAGGUCGGCUAGUGGCUGAGGUUGUUGGGUUUUUUUGUAUCUUAUGAUAUAUAAUAUUUAAUGAAAACAGUCAUUACUCCACACAUUCCAAUCUAACAUAUGUGGUUGUUUUAACCAGAAAGAUGUUUCAGAUAUACUAUGAUUGAUUCAUGGAAUAGAAAAAUACACUGGGCAAUGCCAUGGAUUCCACAAUAUGGCAUAUUUAUGUCAAAGAUGAUAUGCUGGCGAGUGCCAAAUGAUUUUUUAGAAUGUCAUUAACCUGCCCAGCCGAUUGAUGGGACUAUCUCAAAUGAGUGUGAGAGCCGCAGAAAUCAACAAAUGAAGCCACGAAGAGAAAAUGUCUUGCUAACUAUGAUGUCUUGCUGUUUUAAUAUUCUAUAUUUUAGUCUUUCUGAAAGCAUAUAAAUCUAACAUUUGCUGCUCUCAGCAACCUAAAAAUGUUGUUUUGGCGCUUCACGUCACAGGGAUUGAAACUUUAGACAUUUAAUUUACCCGUAUUACCAUAAUUGGAGCAUGAGUUCAUGUACUUGGCUUCUAAGUAGUCUUAAAACUCAGUAAUUAUAAUUUCAACACCUCUGGUAUAUUUUCACAUCUUUGCCCUAUGGUAUUCUAAAUAUUGCUGUAAUUAAAUCACCAAAAGUCUGUGAGCCAAAAGCCCCUUUUACACUGCCUGUUCAAUAUGAGCCUGUCUUAUCUGCUUGGCUAGCAGAGACUGUAACAGAGGUGUAAUAGCUUCACAGUUGGAAACAAGACAGAACAGCUCCAUGUGUACUUGCAUGUCUUUGCGAUUGUGUCUCUGAGAGGCUCUUGCUGUUAGAUAACAUGCCCCUCUUGUGUAUUCGUAGCAGUGUAAUGCUGUGUACACUGUGGUACACUAACAUUCUGUUACAGGGUUCAGUAUAAAAGUACAAAGUAGGGCCAUCGAUUGAAAUGUCAUUAAUGCUCAUCACUCUCUGUCCCCAUGUGUGCAUUCUGUGACUCUGCUCAACUAACACACCUGCUCUUCUGGCUGUUCUCCCUGCUCUCCUCUCUCCACCUGUGGCUAUAUGGUGGUUUAUACUACUGUAGCACAUGGUAAAGAUACAACCGUCUCCACUUAACACAUUUGGGAACAUCUGUGUAUGAAAGCCUGCCGGCCCCUUAGUGUCCUAAACCUAACCUUUUAGAAAAGUCUGGGUGCUGCACACACUGCUGUGAAGGAGGGAAGAGUGUACCGCCCAGGACAAAACAAGCACAACACAGCAGGCAGCACAGUAAGCAGUUAAUCUCCAUUAUCUUGUUUUCAUGCUCAUGGAAAGCCAGAGUCUUGAUUGAAAUUCAAUUAAUGACCAGCUUUAUGGUACAAAAUAGCAGGGUGUGUGCCCCAGGUACUGCGGCUGCAGGGUCAGCUCCUGGCCUUGACAUCCCUCAGUCUGGAGUCCACAAGUUCCCUGUCUUAUCUUGAAAAGGCAAAAUGCCUUGAUAGAGUGAAAUAACCAAGUAGUAAUAAUGGUGUUCCAGCUGAGUGUCAACAAAACAAAGGUCAACAUUUCAGAAUAGAAUGCAAUAGUAUGGAAUAUAAAAAAUAGAAUAGAAUAAAGUAGAGCAGAAAAGAAUCAAAUAGAAUAGCGCAGAAUAGGAAGAAUAGAAUAGAAAUAGAUAGUAUAGAAUAGGAAAAAUGAAGUAGAAUUAAAUAAAAUAGAAAAGGAAUAAUGUAUGGAAUAGAAUAGAUUAGGAGGAAUAGUGUAAAAUAGGAAGAAUAGAAUAUAUUAUUUAGAAUACAACAGAAUAGAAUACAAUAGAGUAAUAGAAUAAAACAGAACAGAUGUGUAGACCUCAUUGUAAAGGAUGAAUACAAGGAAAUCCUUUGCACUGCUAAAUUGAAGCUGAAAAUAGACAAAAUAUAAUAAAGGUUAGCAUAAAAAAGACGUGAAGAAACUCUGAGAUUGUAGAGACUAUGUAGUAGGCUACUGAAAAAUUGGGAAUUGAAAGUGUUUUUGCUCCUUAACAUGAACUUAAUUCCUAUUGCACAGAUUUUCAAGGGGACUCAGUAUCAGCCUGUAAGUAAUUUUAGCUGUUGGAAUGGGCAACAGGAAUGCUAAACUGAUAUUAAACAGACUGCAGUCAGUUUAGGCCUCAAUAUUUACAUUUUCAAUUUGCUGUCACAAGCAACUGAAACUAAAAGGCUACAGUUACAAUAUUCGUUUUAAUCUAGGAGUGAUUCAGCUCUAUACUUUCACUCUCUGUGUCUCUUUGUCUGACAACUCCAUCUGUGUGAAGUCAGCCACUUCAGCCAACUCAUUUAAUGUAGCAGCUUUCUAUCAGGGGUGCGGUGACGCACAGGCUAACCACACUGCUACACACUAGCCACAGCAGCAGGGCUACAAGCGGGCCUUUGUGUCGUUUGAUAAGCCUCAGCUGUCAGAAAGCCUCAGCAUUCUUCCAUGGCAAAAAGAUCGUCCGUCUGUCUGUCUCCUGCCGCCCACUUCAGCUCUACUGCUGCUGCUCAGUGUCCGUCCUGUCUGCACCACCGCAGCUCACUUUACCACAGAGUCUGAUUCUGUCCUGUUUCACUGCUCCUGGACAAAAAUGAACUGGACUUUGAGCUUGAGGUUUACUUCAAUCUUGACAUCAUCUUGUGUCUUACAUUGUUGGCAUUUUGAAUAUUUCAGUGCAUUUCAAAAUUUCUACCAACUCAUAUCCCAGUCUCCCACCCUCCUGCUCCUCUCCUUUCUCUCCUCUUUCCACCUGUGGCUGCCUCAUAGUAUGCACUGCUGCAGCACAUGUUUAAAAUACUGCAGUAAACUUUAUUGCACAUGUAUGUGAGACCAUGACUAAGUGAAACUGAGAGGUGCCGUAGAGGAGGGGCAGACCACAUGCUCUGUUGUAAAGGAGAAAAAGAAGGGUGAGCUUAAUUUACCUUAUAGGACAAUAUGAUUGCUACACAGCAGGUGGCACAGUCAUUGAUCACUUGUGAUUAUUAUAUUUUCAUGAUCAUGGGGAAUCAUAAUCGUAAUUGAAAUACGAUUUAUUACCCAGUGCUGAUUGACAGUCAUAGUUCUAGCAGCUUAACACUCUUCUGUUUCCCUUCUUUUUUGAAUUCAACCAUUAUCAACACUCUAGAUGUAUUUGCACCAGAGUUUACCCAAGUUUCCCUCGUUUCUAAUUUUGGCUCUGCUGAAGGGCAAUAUUUAAUGUGGUUUAGAACAACAGAUUAGAACAAAAAUGCAUUCAUAAUCCCUGUGGAAAGCAAGUUGAAGCUGUUUUGAUUGAAAUCACAUGUGCCCUCUAUUCAUGCAAGACCCUGAUGUAACCUUUGAUAUAAAGCUGCACAUUCAAUUGCAAUUUCACUCCAAUUAGAUUAUAAGCAUGCACGAUGAACACAUCACAAAAGAUGUCCUCAAACUUAUGAUUCUAUUAUGGGGAUGGUUUGUAUAUUAGUUGUGCUUUGCUGUCCAACUUUGCCCCACACACACACACACAUGCAAGCGCAAACAGUGUGCCCCUUUUUGUACACACAGCACUGUGUCCUAAUGUUUCUCAAAUGUCCCAGAUAUUCUGCAUGGGUCUGAUCUUUUUUCACAAUCUUUCCCAGCAGCACAUUUUACAAAGAUGCUCAAGUAAGAGAUCCCACAUUUAGACAUUUUUUAACUUGAUAUUACUUUAUCUUUAAGGUCUUGUAAUUAAUGUGCUAUUUGUAUUUCACAAGGAUCCCUAACUGGGAUAGUUCUAAAUGACAUUGGCAGCAACUGACUGCAGAUAAAUUUUGAAACAGACGAUCAAGAUGGUUAAAGAAACUGGACAGCUGAAUACAACCAAAUAGAUGAUUUUAAUCUAAAUUGAACCACUGUAUGAGGGCUAAAUUGUUCCCUCUGACAUCUAUUUUGAUGUUUUUUUUAGAAGAGGAGUGAUGCUGAGUUUGGCAUAAUAAGGGGCAUGGUUAAUUUGAUCGACAUGUGGUUGCCUAGCUAUGAAUCAGCCUUAACUCCACCUCUUUGCCAGUCAAUUGGAGUCAGAAAUUACAAUACAAGAACUUCUACCUUUUGGGCUUUACAUCAACCAAAGGGUGACAUCACUGAGAGCAAGUUUAAUACACUCUGUGCUCAAUAUUCAUUUACCUUGACAUUGCCAAUUCAAUUCUGUGCGCUGUUAUUGCACACAGCUGCGUAUUUUCCUCAUUCAACAGUCUAUUUCAUUUUCGCUGAGCCUGAUUUAAUAAACAGAAGGAUGGAUUUGUCGGUAUGAAUGGCCUCAUUUCAUAGUGCAUUAUUAACAGACUGCAGUGUCAUUUUCAAGCCACUUGUAUUCUCUAAAAUCAAGUUAGCAAAGACGCUGUCAUAGAUGGAAAAAGAAGGGCUUCUGCUGCUCUGAAUUAAAACCACGCUGCAAUGAUCAUACCCCAAAAGCCUGCUCUGAAGUGAUCAAUAGCUCUGUUAUGAAAUCACUUAAGUGGAGCACAGUCAAGGGUAUGGUCAAGGUCCUCUGUACUCCACAGGGAUCCACAGUACCCAGAGUGCCCCCUCCGAGCCCUGCAGGGCGCCUGUCCACGUAGGCAGGCACGCCGCUGCCUGACUGAUCAGAGGUGGCAGAUGGGGUCGGCUGUUGUGUCUGCUGUUGCCUGUGUGUUGCUCAGCUGUUACUAGGCCACAGGAUCCCCUCCCCUGGAUCUGGUUUCACAGUGGAAAUAUCACCUUCUCCUUCCUGGACUGGGCCAGACAUGCUGGUUUGGCAGGCGGUGUUGAGUGAGCAGUGUGCUUUGCUAGCUGGCAACAGGAGCAGUAAACGUUCUGAGUGCUGCAGUGAUCCACUAAGAAACUUUUUAUUUUUUCAAAAGCUGUUUAUCAUAGUUAUGAGGACCACAGGCUUUUAGCAGAAAACUGUGGCAAUAUUUCAACCCUGAUAGAAGUGCCAACACAUGUUACCAUUGACCAAUCAACUUCAUAGACUGGUUUUAAAACCUUGAGUUUGGCAGUGUGAUUUUCACCAUCAUGGUAGUUUUGAACCAAGGCGACCACAUGGAAGAGAGGGUGGAGCCUGAGAGGAGGGAGGGUGAAAGGGCCGGAGUGAACAGUAUUUGAACCCUAUAAAGCAUUUGCAUCCAUUAGUCGUUGAUAAGCAUUAAUCUAUACUGUAGCACUUCCUGUAAAGAGAUGAAUCACAUGGCAGGUUGAAUGACAAUACGGUCAAAGAAAAUCAGAUUGAAAUAUUCAUCAACCACAUUUUUUUUUUCGUGAGGAAGAUAAAGCCAUGACAAGCUGAAAUCUUCCACAAACGCAUGUUUAGUUUGUCAUCAGACUCUGCUUGAUGUAAAUCCUUUUGGUGGAUCGUUGGACAUUUAAAAUCCAUAUUUUCUUCCACCGGGGCAUCUAGUCUGUCACAAAACAAGCAAUGCAUUCCUGCAACCUGCUGAGUCAGUCGAGAAGAGCAGUGCUAGCUUUGUCACUUAUCUGCUACAAGUGUGCUGCAGACACAAAUCCUCAAUGACCUCAUCUAUCUGACUGACUUUGAUGGAUGUUUUUUUUUUGUCCUUAUGCCUGUCAGUAAAAAAAGACAACCUGUUACUAGGUGACGUUAUUUUGACCUGUAUGAUGCGAAUCCACAUUGAUGCCUUUUUAUGAUAUUUGAAAGCAAAUAAGACCACCAUGGACAUGAUUAGUUAUUUUAUAUAUUUAUUUUCAACGGCUGUAACUGAUGAGGGGGGAAAAGUGUCGGGUCAAACAGCAAGGAAGAGCUUCGCUUUUACGUUUCUUUCACAGGGGUAGACCAGUUAUCAUCUUUGGAUGAUUACAAAGCCGAAACUUGGCAUUUACCUGACCAUCUGUCAGUCUAAUCUGCUUUAUUUUACUUAUCACUAUUAAAAUUAAUUGAUUAAUAAGCACACAUAACUGUACUGUUAGCACAGCUGCGUAACUGUUUACUCUAAACAUUUGCAAGACACUUAAGCAGAUGAUUUUAUGAUGAAGUUUAUGAUAUCAUGACUUCUUAAUUUUAACAGAGAUUUUUAUUGUACCAUUGUGUAUCAUUUCCAAAUGUCUGUAAAUAAUGUCAUGAAGUACUACUAAUUGGUCCCAGUAUUGGCCCUGAAGACUAAAACAAAGACUAAAUCUAUAAUAGCUGCCAAAUGAAUGAAUUACAUGAAUGAGUCCUCAGCAGGUAUGGAGUGUUUCUGUUGAUAUUUUCAUUAUAUGUAAUGACUGACAAUGAUCCAGAUUCCUUAUAUGUGCAACAAUCUUGGCCUGGGAAGCUGAUUCUGUUUAUGAAACUGAUAACUGAGUUUUAGAAACAGAUAUGCAAUAACAGAACUCCAACACUAAACUUUGGUUAAGUGUCUUUAGCAAGUUGUGGGCAUUGAGUGAUGCAAAGUGGUGCAAGAAAGCAGACCAAGAGGGAAAGACAUACCAGCAAUGAGUGGAGCCAAAGCAGUUCACCUUUUAAUUCAUUAGUUUUAUCUCCUAUCUGCAAAAUAAAAGGCUGAUAACAGAUAAUCAGCCAAAUGCUGAAUAUCAGACUCGAUAAGUAGCCAAGGCCAAUAAACAGACAUCCUCUGCUGACAGGCAUCGCACUGCCUCACUGCGAACUUGUUAGCUUGUGUGUAUGCAUGUAUUCCCUCAGUGUUUGUGUUACUGUGCUAAUGGUAUAAAACGUGGCUUGUGUGUGUAUUUAUCUGGGAUCAGCACAGGAGAAAGGACUUGCUGGUCACUGGGAACUCAAAAUCAGACAAUUCAGCCAGUCAGUCGGUCAGUGCUCCUCUGAUUUUAAUCAAAUAUCACAUGCAUAUGGACACAGAAGUCCAGAGCCCCUUUAGCUGCCUGGGAAAGUCCUCACUGAACCUCUAGUCCAGGUAUUCCUCUGCAGCCUCACCAGCUGCUUCAGUACUGCAGAACCAGAGAGGGCAGAGCAGACCCUCUAUUUAUAGCAGCUCCAGUUUUCAGAUGAGGGUGAAUUAAUUUUUCAUAAGAAUGUAAAAAAGGAGAAUAGAGAGUUAGCAUUUCAGCAUCUGCCUCGCUAUCCCCCUUUUUCUCUCUCCCUCUUUCUCCCCCGUCAGGUUGGGAGUAAUUUACAGGAAGGCUGAGAACACUGUUCUCUGUUUGCUUCAUUUCCCUCUCAGCUGUACAGGACCUGAGGGAGCUCUGUCAGCUGGAUCACUGCUCUGCUCUUCAUUUCACCUCUCUGUCUCAUUCACCACCUCCUCUUUACUCCGUGCUCAGCUUUUUCCUGGAGUUGCUGUGUUGGGCCCUCGCUGAGCAGUUAUGUAACAUCUACAGUAUUCUGUCUGCACUCUGGGGCCCCUUUGUGAACCUAUAGCUGCUGAGUCACUCACGGCAUGAUGGUGCCUCACUAGGCCUUGGAUGUGGUUUUAAUUAUGAAGUAGGUGUCACAGUGUUUCAUGCUCUGGGAUGGGGGAUGAUGAGAGAACAUAGCUUUUAUUGAAAUCUGAGGUUAUUGACAGAAGCAUAACAGAGAAGGGUAAUGUAAUAAAAAGCUCUUGAAAAAGUAAAAACAAUGGAAAGCUAUAGUUUUGAUUUUAAUACAUGUUUACCUUGUGAAAGAAAGUCUUCAUGCAGAGCACAAUAGUCAAAAAGAAAAUAGUAUUUUAAGUAUUUAAGCUCAAUUCUGCUCAUCGUCUUCAGUGUUCCUAACCUUCAUGAUUUUAUUUUAGUUUUACUGCAAGUAUCUAAGUGUCCUUGUUAGAAUUUUAAAGUUUGCACUUCUACUUUUCCUGCCUUACACUCUACAAAAUCACAGUUUUAUGAUGCAACUGUUUUUUUAAAUGAUCUUCCCUUGAGAGCGUACAAAAUCCAAAAGAAGUGACAACAUCUUUUUCAUAAAUCAUUAGCAGAUUUUGCUUCUAGCUUUCCAAUUUUAGGCUCCUGUUUUUUUUUUUCUUUAUGAAGGAAGAGUUAGUUGUAAAACAAUGUCACUGCGGAGUGAACAUUUGAUCCCUGGCGGAGACAAAACAAACAAACACGUCUGUCACUGUGUCCUUAGAGUCAGCAGGGAGCCAGCUCCCUGAUCCCUCAGGCCCCCUGCCAGAUAGUCCUGACUGUGCUGCAGGCUUCAUCCAACAGGACUCUGGUGCUGAUGUGUGGGAUAUUUUGUCAUUGUUUGAGUCUAUGCAUUUAGACUGGUGUGCACUCAAAUGCUUAUAAUGCCGCAAACGUUUGAAACUUGAACUCCUCCUAAAGAUGUUAGAUCCAAAUAUUUGCGUAUGUGUAAAUGGCAUUCACCAAGGCUGUGCUAUUAAGAAUAAGAAGAACUUUUUUCACCCCCGAAGGGAAAUUCAAUAUUAGAGUGUCAGUUUGGCUAAAAUAUCCUGGGCAUGUGCCAGUACCUGCUAGAACUGGCCCAACAUGCCACUGAUGAAAGACCCUGUAAGCAGCUCUUUCCCUGUGUCAUCUAUAGAGGGGAAUGUAAAGCCUUUAUCACAUCUGCAGAAUGAGAGAGAGCCAUCGCCCCAGCAGGGCCUCUCACUCAUUCCUGACUGCCUGGAUAGGAGGGUUCAUACCACACACACUCUCUUGGGGGACAUCUUCAACGCUGAUUACACAGCCAAGUGCAACACUCUGGAUCUAUCACUGUAAUGCAUGGCAGCUAUUAUGGGAUAAGCUCCCCAAAGAGUUGCUAAUGGCAGGCGUCACUACAGUUUUGUUUAUUUUGAAAGCCAGAAUUCUGAAGAUUUAUAUGCCAGUUACACCAGACACAGCCUACAUCCAUCUUUAUCCCCUUUUUCUCGAUCAAGAUACUGCCCAAUCAUCCUACCAGUCAUCUGUGCUUGAUUACAGCUGGGUAGUAGAGGGUCAAAGCAUUUUGUCAGCAGAUAUCAAAUGGAGCCACAGCUCCAGCUAGUAGAGGAUGACUGCGCUACAGCGUAGACAGUGACCAGAAUUUGAUGCCUACAUAGAAAUUAAGGGGUGUCCCGUUACAACUUUUUUACUUCUGAUACAAUACCGACAUUAGCCUUCAGUAUUGGCAGAUACCAAUAUUGAUCAGAUAUUAGCACAACUUUUUUACUUCCGAUACGGUACCGAUAUUGUAGUCUUCAGUAUUGGUCGAUACCGAUAACGAUGAGAUAUUAGCACAAACUUGUGCAUGACAAGUUUUGCACUCGCUGAAAUGUCUUUUUCGGACUUAAAUGAAGAAUACUGCCACACAGCUGACAUCACUUCCACUUCUUGCCACUUUGUUAGUACUUGAGUACACACUGUUGUUGUGAUCUAGCAGGCCCUGCCUACUGGAUCCGGGCUCUGCUAGAUAGAGGUGCUGGAGCGGAGUCUGGAAUGGACUGCUUGCAUGGGAAUGCAGAUAUUUUAGAUGCAGGCCGAUUUAAUCCAAUAGUCGUUUUUUCAUAUAUCAGACUGAUAUGUGAUAUCAAUAUUGAACCGGGACACCCCUGAUAGAAAUAUUUACAUUUCUUUCAACAGUGCACCAGUUACCCUAGUAAUGAGACUUGUAAGACAGCACCCUGUGUAUAGAGGUCUGCAUCGAGAGUCUCUGGAGGAUCUCUCAGCUGCUACCCUGUGCUGCAUGUCCCCUCUCACUUUCUUUUACCACAUUUUCUGUCUCAAAAAUUCCCCCCAAAUAACUCAAACAGAAAAAAAACAAAAAGAUAAAUAGACCAUCAACACAUCUGUAACUGACUAGUCAUUCUGGUGUUAACUAGUGAAGGUAAUGAUGUGUAAUUGUAAAGUGAAGGAAUCUCAUACAUCUCUGGCCAAAAACAGAAAUACAUGUAAGAAAUGCGAUUCAGCUGGUUCUUUGUCAACUGUUCCAUCUGUUUUCUUUUGUUUUUAUUUGUUCCAAAUAGAAAACAAUAAAAGCCUGAAUCUAGAGCACUCCUUUUGAUUAUAAAUCACAUUCAUGGGUUAUUUUCUUUUAAUCUAUUUCCAGUUGUUGCUGCUCUGAGUUUUGUUUGGCCCCUUUCAACAUGAUUUGAAAUACAGCUGGGCAAAGUUAAAAUACUUUUAAAUAACUUAUAAAUAAAGUGAUUCUGAUUGGUUUGACCCCUGAAAUCUGAGAUUUGGAGUUCCUUCUCUUUCUGUGUGUCUGCACUUUUGUUCUUUAACUGGGUCAGAGAGCUGCAGGAGAAAAAACAUUGGAGGUUUUAAAUUGCACCAACAAAAUCCAAAUGUCCCUCUUAGUGCUCAUUAUUUGAACGCAUUUAUUCACAGAGGCCUUUCUUUUUCUUAAUUAAAAAAAGAAGUGGUGUUAUUACCAGCAGAGAUCAACAUCCAAAUCUAAUAAAACUGACCAAAACUCAAGGGUAGGGUCCAGCCCAAAAUCACAACACUACUACAGUAUUUCUUUGUCUCUUUCUCUUAAUCAUUUUCUCAUGUUUGUUUGUUUUGUGUUCUUGCUUACAGACAUACUCCGGCCUGUUCUGUGUGGUCAUCAACCCCUACAAGAACCUGCCCAUUUAUUCAGAGAACAUCAUAGAAAUGUACAGAGGGAAGAAGAGGCACGAGAUGCCUCCGCAUAUCUACGCUAUCUCUGAAUCUGCGUACCGCUGCAUGCUACAAGGUAAGACACACAGCUGUUGUUUUUAAUGUGUAUUUCAUAAACAGCUUCAGUGUCAUCUGUAGUCUUCGUUUUCAGCUUCAUAUCAUUAGAGUUGACUGAUUAAGAGCAAAUUACAGGUUCUUGUGUUGUCAGGUGUGGUAACGCUGGAAACUGAGUUGUGUUGUUGUGCGAGUGUUUUCAGUCUUUUCUGGCAGGAGUUUAGCUCACUUGCAGGCAGCGCGGGGUUUCGGCUGCAUAUUCCAGGAGAUUAGUGUCCGAGGAAAGCGUGCAAAGUGUGUGAAAGUUCACAAGGUCAGGGAGGAUGUGACAUCACUGAUAAUGUCUGAGAAGGGUCCAGAAGAAGACCUGGCUGAUUUUUAGCUGCUUCAAAAGUGUCGUUUAUGAACUACUUGGUAAAAAGAGGCCGUUAAAAAUCGACUUCAACGCUUUGCUGACUGUGCAUAGGAUUUUGGAUUGGACUGUUUAAGUAUGUUGGUCACAGUCAGCUUGUUUUCAAGACAAUUGUUGCUGCAGUAUUUAUGCUUAUGUAAUUUCCAGGCUUUUCCUGCAGAGAUUUCUACAAACCUUGAACUGAUUUCCCCUUUUUAAACCACAUGAUUUUCAAGUUCAGAUUUGGACACUGAAACUGAUGUCCUUGAGCUAUGACAUUCAUGUUAUGUCACAGCUCUUGAGGUUUUCAGGAAAAAUAACAACACUAAAAACUCACAAAAGCUAGAUUUUUCUGUUUCACAAAUCGUUGAGGGCUUUAGAUCCAGGUAGGGUCUGAAAUUGACACCCUUCACAUGCAGAAUGCAGGAAGAUUUUCCAUUUGAUGGGUAAUACUCAGGCAGCUAUGCACCAUGUGGUCGGUUAAUGUUUGUACCUAUGCAAAACUUCGGUUUUACUAUGUUUUUGAGUACCUACAAUUUCUUUCCCCUGUUCCUCAGCAGUCUAAAUGUCAAAGAAUCUGCAGAUUCUAUGGACUCCUGCACAACAAUUGCAAAAAAGUGGAUGGAGAAAUGUUAAUUGUUUACCUUUUCCUUGCUUUGACUCACUUGAUGAUCUCUGUCAGUGCUGCAAUGUUGUUGUUACUUGGUUGUCUUUUUGAGACUCAAAGAAAUCAUGGAUUCCUGCAUAGACAGUCAGGCAACACUAAAUUUAAGACAGUAUUGGAGCUGAAAUUAUAAGUUCUACCUUAGACCUCCAACGAAAUAUGUAUUUUUGCCUUGGAAUUAAUAGUUUAUGUUGCCUUUUUUGAUUCCCAGUUUAUUAGCGCUAACUGCUAGCAGACAUGGACUCGGCCUCUCCCUGUGUUUCACAUCAGAGUAACAUGAGCGGGUGGAGAGGAUGAGGUCUCUAAGCUCCUAAUAGUGUGGGUGGGUGCCUGCUGGAGCUGAUGUGUGUGACAAAGGGAUUAAUAGAGAUGGGGGGAAAAGAGAGGGUGGGAGAGAAGAGGCAAAAAGGGAGAGAGAGAGCGAGAGCAGGUUCAGCCGGUGUCACUCUGCAGGCAGUUAUUAACCUGACCGGCUGCACUGACGCUGCAAAGCUCUUCAAACCCUGCAAACUGUGAUCACCUGGUUCACAAAGCAGUCAAAAACUCAAAAGUUAAGCCUGUUUACAUUUUAUUUUGACAUCCUAAACUCGCCAAGCUUGAAAAUUUUGGUGAAUUAACAAAUAAGGGAAGAAUCGUGUAACUGGUUCUGAAUGAAGUAUUUAAGCAUUAAAAAUAUGUCUCAUUGUGUUAGAGUCAAAGUAAAAACUGGGAUCUUGCAAGUGAAUUCGUUUUUUUUUUUUAAAUUAUCAUAUUUUGUGCUUUUAUAGAAAAAGGUACAACAGGUGAAGGCUGUCAAUCUUAUCUAAAAUCUAACUCUAGUUUUAUUCCUUAUUUUUUGUGAUUUUUUUUAGAUUUUGAAUCAGAAAUCGGUGACAUUCAUACCAAAGGGGAAACAUGACAGUGGUAUAAAUGUCACACCUAUGAAAAAAAUACAGAAAAGCUUACAGGGAUCUGGAGGGACUGUCUGUCAGGUGUUAUACGGGGCCACAGUGACUUCAGCUUUCUGAGUCACUCAUUUCCAUCUCAUUGUAUCCUUUUAUGGCAUGAACCAUAUGUAACACACACUAAAUAUAGCUGCACUCAGAAUUCAAACGCACAGAAUCACGCACUCACGUAACCCCCAAACUUCAUCACUAUUCAGAGUAUUUGUCUGGAUAUGGGACACCUCUCUUGUGCUACCAUUCUUUCGGUCCCCCCUGUUUUCCCCGUCUCGGCUCGGCUCAUUCUUUGGUGUCCCUCACAAAGGGGGCGGGGCCAAGCAGCCUGUGGAAUGAGGUCAUCGCUGUCCCUGGCGUUCCAUACCAUGCUGUGCUAAAUUCUACACGCUGAGUCACCCUCAGGUUGUCACAGUCGUCCCAACAGCGUGUUAUACCCUCUUCAGGGGUACUGAACGGGGUCUUGUAACUAUGGAUACCAGUGUGUGUGGUGAAAACCCUCCCCUGGGAUCUCUAAUAGAGGUGUCACUUGUUGAGUGACAGUGUUUGACUCAGGAGCUGUGAGAGGCUUUUUUGUGUGUGUUUUAACUGAAUCUCUUCCGGUCUGUUUAAUAAAACUAAUGUGUCAUUCAGGCUGAGAAAAGCUGUGUCCUUUAGCCGUUUAAAUAAUUUAAGAUCCCCAACUGUUUUAUAAUUGCCUCUUUUCUCUCAUUGACAAGAGCAGCCUGCAUCCCUCAUUCCCGACCUUUCAUCUGCUUUACCAACCAGUUUCCUUUCUUUCUUUCCUUUCUCUAAACCAGAAAGUUCUGGUUUGGAUGACACCAAAGAGGAAAAAAUUCCCCACAUUCUGGUCGCCUUUCACUUAACAUGAAAAAAUACAAACCACAGCCCUGCUGGAAGCUCAGCGGUGGCUCCGUUUGCUUUGUUCCAUCCUCCUCCUGCUUUGAUCAGGAAACACAGGAGGACAAGUUUGGGGAAUGUCGUCCUUCUCAUCAUCCUCCACAUCAGGAGGGUCGCAGUGGGGCCUCCUCCCAUUUGGUCAGUGUCUGGCAGAUUUCCAGAUCCCCUGUGUCUGCUGUAUGUCUUUUCAUGUGUCCCUGUUAGUUUAGCAGCUUUCGCUAUUUUAUUCUUGUCCAGAAAUCUUGUUACUGCUAGGGUCCAACAUUUACAGUUUUUUUUUUUAAUUUUUUUUUUUACCAUCUUGGUGUACCUACAACCUCAGUAGGUACACCAACCACCAGCCACCACAGACCACUCUUUACUCCCACUCUUUACUCCCAUUCCAGGACACACACGGCAGACUGACUCUCAGGUAGCAACAGUAGAGUUACUGCAAUCGAUCUGACUCCAAAAAAAGGGAGUCUCAAAGGUAGCUAGGGUUUCAUGAAUUUUGGAUGACAAACUGAGACGGUUUCGGUGUCCUAUGCCUCGGUAGUCUAGACGUAGGCUGUGAUGGGCACACAAAAUAGAAAAGAAAGAUCUGUGGUUCAAAAAGGCAAUAAAUGUCCAAAACUUUGUGUGAAAAGUUUUGUUAAACCUUCCAGGAGGGAUGAACACCAGUAUUACAGCAUCUGGAGGAAGGAUUACAGCUCAGACCAACAGGUUACAAAGCCACUGACCCAGGCAGUUAAGUAUUUGGUGCUUUGUAAAAGUAACUAUAGACAUGACCUCUAAUGACAUUUAAGUUAGAAGUUAGAGAACAUUAGCUAUAACACCCCUUUCAAAAGUGGUUAGCAACCUCUGAACCCAUCGGUUACGUCUCUAUGUAGGUUUGUGUCCAUCUCUAACUAGAAAACCUAAUUUUUCAUGCACCUCAUUGUUUACAAUCCACUUAGAAUUCCACCCUCAGGAUAUUUUUACAUGGUGAACAUCAUUUUUUUGCAUCCCCAGGGGAAUUCCUUUUCUUUCUUUUCUGUGAGUCUUAGUUUCACUGUUAAUACUAUCCUACACAGAAGCUUAUUACUUGUAAUUUUACAGAUCUUACAGUUUGUCAAAAUACCACCAUCAUUCAGGGCCUGGAAGUCCUGGUACAUUUCAGAAUGUCACUUAGAUUGUUUUUAAAUGUCUGAUGACAUCUUACAAAACCAGAGAAGCAGAAACAAGAGACAACCAGGAGUCAGCGAAGUGGAAAAAGUCUUGGAAAAUAGAAAACCAGAGGGAGGGCCAGUCCGGGGAAGUUAAGGGGGAGCAAAUAGGGAAUGUGGGAAGCUUGAGACUUGAAGGAGAUAGUUGGGGGGAAAGGUUUGAGCUGGGAUGAAAGAGGGUUGAGACCCCUUCAGACACAACCAACUGGACUGGAGACUGAAGGUUUAGGAAUAAAGAGGAGAGAGAGAAGACGGCAAAGAUGACUGAAAAGAGGAGAAUGGGGGAGUCAGUCAGCAGCAAGAGGGGGCAGACAGGACAGAGUUAUGGGGGAAACGGAGCAGAGGGUACAGGGGAAAGGCAGAGGGGGUGGCCACUAUUGUGCCUCACAAUGGGGGCUUUGUGCAGUGUGAAGGGGGCUGGGACCAGGGUGCUGUGUUUGUGUGUGAGUGUGUCUAAGUGUGUGGGUGCAGACAGGGAGGCUGAAGCUAAAGAGCUCUUCCAGGGGGAAACAAGGCCUCUAGUUGGGGCAGUGAGGGCUGGAGAGGAGGGCGCACCCAGGGCCUGAGUGACAAGACAGGUGUGGAGGGUUAGCGGGAGAAGAGACCUGUGUGUGUGUGUGUGUGUGUGUGUGUGUGUGUGUGUGUGUGUGUGUAAGAGAGAACACUCAGGCAAACAUGAUGUUUUAACAGACUUCUGUUGUCUGAAAAUCAUCUCUCAAUACCUGCAGAGUACAGACAGCCCUUUGAGGACCUUCACACACACACACACACACACACACACACACACACACACACACACACACACACACACACACACAGACGAGGAAGGAUGUAUCUUGAAUGGCAGACAGCUGUGGGGUUCAUACAGGAUACAAUCAUAUUUCUGUUUUGGGGUUGUACAUCAUCAGUGAUUUAGGGUUACGUUCCUCCCUUCAUGAACUCAUGCAGAUGCUUUUCCUGCCGACAUAACCUGCACUGAGGAAUGAUCUGGAAAGCUGCGGUGUGUGUCAGUUGUCAUAUGUUUUGCACAUGUAUUUGAUGGAAAAAAAAUGAAUCUCAGCUAUUUUAAAAACAUAUUUUAGACAUUACAUGCUGAUGGAUUUCAGGCGCUUUGCUUAUCAAAGUGUAUGAAUGAAGAGAACCUGAGACUGAAAACUGAAACAGUUUCACUUUUGCAUAUUUUAUUCAGAUCAAAAAAUUCUUUCUAACCCGUCGCUAUUGAAAGCUAGCAUGCUGAAACAUAAAAAGUUGUCAUAUUGGUGUCCCAGUGACCUGCUUCACCUUUUUGUGAUAUUGGAGCUGCGUAAUAAAGACAGGCCAUCAGAGCUGUUUUUAAACUAACUAUUUUUCUAAUAUGAUUACUAAGAAUGACAGGGCUCACCCUCAGUCACCCUCAAUAAAAAAGGGGGUUUGUUUGAUAAUAGAAGAAACCUGUCAGCAAUUUAAGAAAUGAAACAACAUCUGGACCUGUGUGUGCAGAUAUAAAGCACAACAUAAGAUUAAAACUUGUUCCUUGUUUUUUCUUUCAAUAACAGUUUUAUCAACUCUGAUUUCUAGUUUUUGGCUGGUUACAGGGAUUGAUCCCAGGUCUUGUGUCUUUACCGUCUCUUCAGCGUUUACAUAACUUGUAGACCAGACGGACAUGUCAAGGAAAUAUUCUUGGAAAAUGUCAGAACCUUUGACUUCGAGCUACAUUUGAUCAGUGCAGCUGAAGUUGUAGCUGUUUGUCUGUGAGUGUCAGACGUGGUCAUGAAACCGAGAGGCUGAGACCACAGGGGGAUGAUUUAAGGUAUGUGUCAUGUAAUGCCCUCGUUCUUAGAAAGUGCUGUCAUGGGAGACAGAUCACAUCGAUACCACAAGCCUUGGCAGGAUGGAUCAAGUUACCUGACUGAUGCUGUUGCUGGCCUCUCACUGACUCUUACAACCUCUGUGUCACUCUGUUUAAUGAGACACUGACGACGUGAGUUUGAUUAUCUGUAAACUGCACACAAUCACAGCUUUUAUCUGAAACUGAACAUUUUUUAAGGUCAUUAUGAGCAUUCCACCAAUUUAGUUUCACUUUCAGUAUCAUGCAAACUCUUAAAACUGCUGAUCAUUUUUUCAAGUAUUUGCUGCAGAGUAUUUUCUUCCAUUCUUUCAUUGUAGUUUGUCUGCCUAACAUAAACACAGCCUCCCCUCUGUGACUUUACCCUGCUCCCUCCUGUGUAAUGGCUUCUUGUGGGGCUGCACAGUUCAGCCACGCUGAUAUUAGAGGUGCUUGCAUAAACAGACAUGAAAACAGCCUUGUCCUGUUGGAUUAUGGCAGCCCUCACCAUCACAAAGCACCUCUGUGGACCAAACAAGCCACCCGACGGCUGCCAUCUGCAAUCGAUUACAUUGCCAAAAACUCUCACUGUUUUCUCUCCCCUUUCAUUGGCCUGGAGGCAACACCCAACUGCAUAAUGCUAAUUUUACACCCUCAGUAAGCGUGCUGUUGUGCUGCACUUUUGCACUCUGCUAGCUUAAACAAAACAUUGCAAGUGUGACCUCAAAGGUGCACCAAAUACUUCCACUAUUCUUUUGCACAUACUUUGGGGUACAAUCCAUGAAAGUUGUGUGCUAAAUCAACCGUUGACCCUUUAAUGAUAAUGUGUCCUUUGUGUCAAUGGGACCCUCAGCAGGUAAUCCUUGUUGACAGGGACAGACGUGGAGAAAGAGUAGAUGUGAUGAGGUGUGACAGUAGCAGGCCAUCUGGGAGUUGUCACACUUCAGAGGAGUUUUUUUUCCAUACAGCUGGGAUAAAAAGUAGAACAACAGAGUGCUGCCCUGCUACUUUUGUCUAUAUUAUGUUAUUCAUUGUGUUUUAGAAAAUGCCUUAUUGAGUCAAAAGGAAGAAAAAAAAACGUGUUUAAACAUGCACACUAGGUUCAAUGGCAUAAUAGUUCUAGAUUAUAGGAUAGCACACCUUUUGCUGCUGAAUGCAAACCUGGUUUAAAAACAAGAAGAGCUUCAGCUCGUUUGUUAACCUUCAGUUUCUCAUCUGUACUCUCAGAGAUCUGUGAUUUUAAGCUUUUGCUUCAAUGUCGAAGAUCCCUGCUUUUAAAGAUGCUAAAUAAAGAGAUAAAACAUAAUGAAAUAAAUACAUAUAUGAAUAAAUAUCAUCAAAUUACUAACUAAAACAAUGAAUGAUGAAGGUAAAAUGGAAAUGCGAAAACUGCAGUUUCUCAAGUGUCCACUUGAGGCUGUCUCAAAAGUCAAGUCAAGGUUUUCAUUGGAUGCCUGUGUAAAAUGUGCAGAUCAAACAUGAUUACAGCCUGGUAAAAAACAAUGUUCAUGAUCUGAAACACUUAUUUCUGUAAGGAGACUGAAUUGACUGAAGGAGCAGAAAUUGUAGCUUUUUACCAGGUAUAGCACCGGUUCCGCCAGAUUUGUGUUUGGUCCGCCUUCAGUCCAAUCUGGUUCAGCUCCAUGCUUCCUCAUUAAUCAAUACCCAUCAACAGCUGAAGUCAUGAGACCAAGGAUUUCCUAUGAUAAAUGCAGAAUCAGUGGUUUUCUACCUGCAUGAUUACCUCUAAAAAACUCUGACCUGUUGACCCUAUGCCUGACCCCCCAAUCUGACAUUUUAUUUUGAAAAAGUAACCAGAUGUUUUACUGUUGUUUUGGUGUCUGACCUCAUUUUUCCGUAAUCUGCUCUGUGUUAAUUAUGCGUUGUGCUCCACCAUCUGGCAAAAUAGAAGUCAUGUGUAUCUGCUGCAGGUGGCUCCUGACUGCCAGAGCUGAGAUCUAGCAUAAACGCAACACACCUAGUGGAAGUAAACACAGUGAUUAAGAUGAAAACCUAUCUGGUCAACUUAUCAUCUACGUGCUUGAGUCAUGUCUUAUGUUAAAAAUUUUUAUCUUGCUCACUUUUUAAAACAACAUAUAUCAUUCAUUGAGAUUUUUUUGUGUGGCCAAGGUAAAAACAAAGCCGUCUCUUAGUCUGUUUGUAAAAAUCAACAAUCUUGAUGCUGAUAGUCUUGUUUGCUUUUUCAUACCAUAAAAAAACAUAAAAUAAGUUUUAGUCUAUUUCUAAAAAUCCUCACAGGAGCUAUAAUUUAGCAAAACUUGUAAGCUUGAUACUCCUAUAUUUUGUGACCUGUGUGUUGAUCAUUUUUAUGAACUUAGAUGUAAUAUUUUUUCCAUUAACAGAACAAAAAUAUGAUCAUGGUUCUGGGAAUUUUGUUACAUUUUAAAGCAGGCUGUGGUGUUUUUGGUUUUGGGAAUACAGGAUUACAUUAAAACAGCAUUUUGGUGCAUAUAAAGCAGUGGUUGAUGACUGUAAUCAGAGAUAGUUUAACCAGGCUGAUGAGUAAUCGUUUGAAUUGUGUCUGAGUUGAUCAGAGGCAGACGAUAGGCCUGACGUCCCUGCUCCGUUCCCUGUAUUGGGAAAGUUUGUGCGUCCUUUUUUUAAGCUGCUGCUUCUUUUCCUUGGCAUGAAUUCUGAGCUCAGUGAACCAAGUGAUAGAUGACGUCUCACUGCUGCUAUGACUUCCUUCUCUCUCCAUGUGUUUUUAUACGUGGUCUGUUCAACGUCUCCUGUCUUUAUCAACGACUGUGUGAGCCACAGGUGGAACAACUACCUCACUCUCAGUGGAUGAUACAGUCCCACUCACCGACUCCUGAUGGGAAAGUGAUCCGUGCAUAUCCAUUCCACUCUCUGAGUUCACAUGUUGUCUAUCACAUAUCUUCAGGGCAGCAGACAUGAGCUACAGUUAAUGCCGGGUAAAAACCGUAUUAGAUUUCAAAGAGUCUCCUAAUUAUCCCAAGAAUGUUUACCACUCCAGCGCGGCACCUCUCCAUGAGAAACACAUGCUCCUCUGUGCCUCCUUCUCACACACUUACACACACUCUUAGCAAUCGCUCCAUUUAUCUGGAUACCCCUCUUUCUCCCUCUCAGACUUUUCUCAUUUCACCCCUGUGUCAGAAGCAUCUGAAAAAUGUGCUUUGUGGGACUUUAAGAGGGAAAGGCUCCAGAAGCCUGUCUGAAAGCUCUCUGUCGAGUUCAGCUCAGACAGAGGAACACGGGGCAUACAAGCCAAACACACACACACACAUACACAUACUUACACACAGGAGGCUCAUAAAACUCCAUAUGUGUGUGACACUCUUCUUAAAUAAACUGUCUAAACUGCUAGAUUCCGCUUCUCUUUCCAAACGGAUCCAUUAUAGAUCAUAUAGUUGGACAUGAAGCAGAGGAAUUCACGCUCUAAUAUUUGACCUGAUUGCGUUAUUAUAUUAAGAGCUUCUGGGAAAUGUACAUCUGUCCGUAAUAUCCCUCAAAUCUUGGCUCCACUUCUUUACUGUCUGUGUGUAAUAAAGGAGAAGUUCACUGUUUUGGAAAGCAAAACAUCCCCUUUGGCAGAUUGCUGGAUAAAUUUGGAUACCAUACUCUCAUGUUAUGUAUAACACACAUGCAUGUUGGCCCAUGAGUGGGUCUGUUGUACAUGCAAAGGUUGGCCUGGCAAAAUCAGAUCAUAUUAGCUUAGUUUAAGAUCAUUAGCAACACUCACGGACAAGAAACUAAAGUGUGAUGUGCACUAGUGGUUGACAGACAUCAGUUUUUCAAGGGCCAAUACUGACAUUGAUAAUGGGACAGCAGGUUAGUAAGCUGAUAUCACUUUUUUUUUUCUUUUCUUUUUUUUUGACAAAAAAUUAAGCAAGUAAAUGUUUUAUCUAUCAAACAAAAUAUUUUGCCCCAUAAAAUAUCGAUUAAAGGAACUUGUGAAUUUCUGUCAAGCCAUCUAAAAUUAGUUAGAAUCAAGAAGAACACAAGGUAAACAUUAUUGUUAUCAUUUUGAAAAGCAUAAUUUUACACAUCAUAACAGAAUUUAUUUGAACACCAGCCAGUGGCUAACUGGGAUUUUAGAUGAAAUGCUUGGGAAAGGGAAACGUGUGAUUUUCAUUUGAAAAGAUAUUAGUGAUAUUGGCCCUGUUAAGACCAAUACCCUCACAGGGCCAAUACGACACGGAUUAUGUCAAGACUACAAUAACCAAUUGGUCCAUCUUCAAUGUGUGCAUUUGUUUUUUGACUGAAUCAUGAAAUCCAAUGUCCAGGGGGUUGAGGAUUUGUCUACGAGGUGUGCAUUUAUUAAAUAAAAUCACAAUUGUUACUUUUUCCAUUUAAACAGCUUGGACAUUAGUUGCUUUAAAAUCUCCCCCGUGGUUAGCUAAGGGUUGCACAGACACAAUUAUUCGUUUAAAUCUUUGGUCCAGCAGCAAAUAGGAAGAUCAACAAGUCACAGCAAUGUGGUUUCAAACAUUUUACUGAUUUUUUAAAAUGUUUUCUGCUGAGGGCGAUCUUUUUAAUAUUCAGCAUAUCUUGUCUUGUCAUAGUUUGUCUUGUGUUGUUGAUUGUGUGUAAAAGGAGGUCAACUCCCUCAAUGUAACAAAAUCUUCCCAUGGGCACAAAACAGUUGUAUCCAUGUUGAAAUCAGCUCAUGUGAAAGUCUACAGUCUGAGGGUCUUCAUGCAGCCUUUAUAAUAAAGAUUCAUCUUCUUGGGUCUCAAGAGAGAAAGCUGAAGGUGAAAAUGAUUGAGGCAGCUCAUCUCUGGUUGUUUGUGUGUCUUAGCAUGCUUGUCUUUAAUCUCCUCGUAUCCCCACGCACCCUCUCAGGUGGUCCCUCGUACUCUGCUGUCAUUUCCGAGAGGCUGGGGACUUUCUCCAACCCGUGAUGAAAAUCUAUUUCUGUCUGUGAUCUCAGCUGCCGGCAGCCGUCACAAUCCUCACACUGAAUCAGAAGCUCUGAAACACACUUUCGGAUUUCAUUUGCAAGUCAGUCAGUGAGCGACAUCAUGGUAUUUAUAGCUGCAGUAUCUGCUUUGAGUCUCUUUGUCUGACUCAUUUGUCCCCCUGUGAUCAUCCUCUUUGCUAUCUCCGUUUACCUCUGUUCAUUCUUCUAUCUGCGACCUUCCCACCACACCCUUCACUCCAGCCAAAUCCCCAAACGGAGCCACUCUCACUCCCUCUCUUGUGCCAGAUGCUCAGGGGGACAUCCUGUUACUGCCAGUGGGAUUUAGUGCUGCCUCCACCCAUUUGUUCAUAUUCAGAAAGUGAAUAUGAUGCAUCUUAUUCACACAGUCCACAGCAGUGAUUCCCACAGUGUGACUUUCCCUUAAACAUCAAUUACAAACUAAAAAAAGGCACAUUUUAGUUUCUUACCAGAAAUUUUUCACUUUAUUCACCUCUAAACAAGUUGUUGAAAUGUUUAUGGAUGGAUUAUUUUUCUUAAACAAGAUAAAAUAGAUCCUGUUAUCAUGAUUGAUAGCGAUCCAAUUUGGUUCGGUGACUCUAUAGGCCAAGAAAAACACAGGAAUAAGUUAUAUGAAAGAGAUGCUGUUUAGUGAGCGGGUGCUUAUGUGAAUUACAAUCCGAGCAGGGUGAGCAAAGCUUUGACCCUCUUACUUUAUCUCUUUGUAACAGGUUAUUGUCUUAUCAUAAGUGUAUAUUAAAUGUUGUCAGCAUAGAAAAUAGAUUUUUGGCAUUUUAAAUAAAAAUCUUAUCAAUCAACAUUUAUCUACUAAACAGCGUUGAUAGGAGCUGUGUGAUUCAGGGUUUCAUUGAGCCUCAGAAUUUUUAAGAAUCAAAGUAGGCCACAACAAUCUGAAGUUUGAAAAUGUCUGGUCUUCAGCAGUCUAUGGCGUUUUGAAGACUCCUCUAUUUGUAGGUCAAACUGUUAGCCAAGCUAAAAACUAUAAAAACUACCAUUUGGACCCCCCAGCACUGCCCCUCAUUUCCCCUUAUAGUGUCACUUUAGCUGCACCAUCAGCCUGCUGAAAACAACGCCUGCUCCACACCCCAGAGGCCCCAGAGCUGUCAGGGAGGGAGAGCAGGGGCAUCCGAAUUCCAGCACACAAACACACACAGACACACACAAAAACUGGAACACACAAAUGGCCAGUCAGCUAUGGCUAUCAGCCUCUGAAUGCCUGCGAAUGCCAAACUGACAGCUGGUUCAACGGCAUUACAGUUAAGCUGUUGAGUCACUCAGCGGAUGCAAAUGUUCAUAUGUGUAGGAAAGUUUUCCAUAGUCAUUAAAGAGUUUGAUCAUUUGAGUUUGGGCCAUCUGCAAGAAACAAAUUGGGGAUCAGGCAUUUUUAUUUUUAUUUAUUUAUUUAUUUUAUAUCUCAGCCACUGUUGAACUUGAAAAUAAAAUACACAAAAAUGGUCCAAUGAUUUUUGCAUGGACAAUCAGGUAGGAAAACAAGAAGUGAUGUAGUAGAUGAGGAUGGGAACCAAAACAGGUUCCAACUAGUUCAAGCUGCCUAAAUCAUUUGCUUUAAUAUCUGACAGUUCCUUCAUCAGUUUCAUAUACAAACAAAGUGCUUUCAGACAAUUAAAUAUUGUUAUGCUUACGUUACCAGCUGGUCCAUCUUACAGACCAACUAUGAAAUCUACUUCUUCUGUGAGACGGGUAUCUUUCAGGGGAAUUAUCCAGUAAACUGUCUGCAGUAAUGAUUUUUGCAUUAAUUUUGGCAAAAUAGAGAGAUUUUUCUGAGUUGACUUUGUUAAGCUGCCAACUUUAAUUUUGUCUGUCAAACAGUCAGUCUCAAUCUACAAUCAGCUGACCUGUGAUGGCCCAAUCAGAAGUCAGGCUUCUUGAGCUUGGUUGUAGCAGCAAUCAUUAUCACAAUUAUUUUGAUCAAUACUUCUAUCACUGUUGUUCAGAGUAAUUACAUAUGAUUUGACAUCUGCACCACAGGCAGCUUAAAACCUUUUAAAAACUUACAAUCUUCCUCUUUGAAAAGAAAAAGUCUUAAUGUUUCUCUUUUGUGUCUCUUAAAGAUACAGAGUCCUGUUGAAGUGAUAAAUACAACCUCCUUUCCUUUAUUUAUCAUUGUGGAUCAUUUAUAGAUGCUCUUAGUAUAACCUUAACAUCUACUGAAGGUUUUAUGGCCUCUUAAUCUGUUUAUCUUAACCGAAACUCUGUUGGAGGAUGUAGCCUAUUACUUGUUUUCCUCUACUUAGCCGUGUUUAAUUUACUUCAUUUGGUAAUCCUUUACAAGCUUCAAAGUGACAGUGAAACUCUGCAGGUGCCCAUAGACCACAACACUUCCCAGAUCACCCCGACUGUUUGCUACUUCCACCGUCUGGGAAUGUGAAUGAGCUCUGUAUCUCUCUCUUUAACACACACACACACACACAAACACUAACACACUUGAGGUCUUGUUCUGUAGGUUUAUAAGCAGCUCUGACUCCUGUCUCUGCUCAAGGCUUUGUGAGUUAGCAGGUUGCUGUUUUUAUGUGCAGAUUCUGCCCAGAAGGUAAAUCUGGACCACAAAUUAUCUUUACGGUAAGUCUGCUGUCAAAGUCCUGAAUUUCAAUUAGCAAUAUAUGAAUUCAGUUUGUUGUGCAGUAAAAUAUGCACUACUUUGGUUUUACUUUAAAUAGCCUCCCAGCAAAUAGUUACAUCCCACCAUCCUUCAAGUCAACCCAGGCGCACCCUUAUCUAAGUAAAUACAUACCUUAUUCUUAGAGUUCGUCCACGUGUAGUUAUUUAGUUGGACAGUGUCCCUUAUACUGCAAAUGAAUAACUUUUGAGCAUGAUGUCUUUGUCAAGCCACCAGCCAUGAGAGUUAUAAUGAAGAACACUGAGAUUUCCUUGCAAACAUUUAAUUUAGAUCUAACAAUACCAAGAAGAAUAAAAGAAACUGGUGCAUUUUGGAUUAAUGUCAACGACAAAUGCCAUGCUCAGUUAAGUUAGAAUCUCAAUUCUUUAUUUUUUUGCCAACCACAUAAAAACUACGAAGUGACAUUUCACCUUGGACCAUAUACUGCAGAUCAGAUAAGUAACAAAAGAAAUCUGACAGUGGGUGUCAGUGGUAAUUCCUUGACUUUUGCAGCCAGUCCCGAGUGGACACUUGAGGAUCUGCAGUGUUUUGCACUUGCCCAUCUGCGACAGUGCAAAACUGGUGUUUGCAGUUUUGUUGUUCUUGUACCCAGCAAAGCAAAAAAAGUGCUAUUAACACCUACAAAACUUCUGGAGGGUAAACCUUCAGUCAUGACAGCCUUGUGGAGAAAGCGUUACCUUGUAAUGGCCGAAGUAUGUGUAUGUGUUGUGUCUGUAAAACAGUGCCAAGCAAAGUGGCAGCAAAGUACAGUGCAGAACAACUUCUAACUUUAGAUUGGACACCCACUCCAUCAUUUGACUUGGAGUCAGGGUUUAUUUAUUUUUUUAUUUGAGCCUUUCUGCAAUCACUGGUAGCCUAGCAUCCUUUCAGGUUCUCCACUUGGCUGACCUGGAUCCCCUGUAGUUAAUGCAUUUGUUAUUGAGAUAACCACAAUUAAAAAUACCAAACUAUUCCUUUAAAAUGGAUGAAAAACUCUCAGGGCUCUAUUUUCGUUCGCGCCGGUGAGGCGGCGGAGGGCGGCGAGCCCCGCGCAGUUGUAUUUUCGUCUGGCGGAGCCCGGCGUAAGGCGAGUUUGGUAUUUUCGUGGACUGAGUCGCACGGAGGCGAGCCGAGAUCCGCCAAGCUGGGCGUGGUGGCGUGGCAGGGGGAGGUGUUGACAGAAUCAGCUGGCGCAGUGACAUUUUCGUGCUCGCCACCAGCGUGUAACGUGCGCUGAAAGCUCGCCGAUUCAAACCUGGUCAGCUUUCAGCGCAAGGCGGAACGCAGCUGGUCUUGUAGUAUUUUGGUAGACCGGCGGCGUAUCGACAUACGUCACUGAUGCCUCACCGGCAGGUUUCCACAGUGUCAGGCAGAUUUCAGUGCAAUAAAUAAUCAUCAUCAACUAUUAAUCUGAGACAGCACAUACAUUUAGAUCUAUAUAGAUAUAUUCUGAUCUAUAUCUGAUCUGAUGAGCGCGUUUGGCACGCGUUUGGGCACACAACCUGACCGAAUCAAUACAGCUGAAACUGCAUCAAAUUAAAUUAAAUAUCUAGUAAAUAAACACACAUGAUGAAGUUAACAAGAUAUGUAAUUCGUCUCCCUCCUUUUCUUUCUUCCUCUUAUUUCUCGCACAGCUCGACCUGGACACGUCUCCGUGUCCUCUGUCCGUCUUCCUGCUACUGCUGCGGCUGAACAGAUGAUUUGUUGCAGUGCUCAGAUGCGUUAUCUACUUUAAGCCGACAUACGGAUAUUAUAAUAUUCAGUUUUGUGGGCCAAAUUUAUUUUAUAUGCCAACAUCUAUGAAAGAAAGAGCCAGGCCACGGAGCGCGAUGCGUCAUUUACGCACAGAUGGUUCGGAUUUUAAUGCCAUUUUUGGAGUUUAUGUUGUGAUCUGUGCGCUCAACCCACCUUUGUCACGUGAGGUUUGAAUAUAUGCAACUUUAUGUGAGUGUCUUUAUUUGUGGAAAAGGGUGUUUGUCUUACCAGUGGGUCCAACAUUACGCACACCAAAUCCAUCUGUGCUCAGAUGAGAGAGUGUGGAGGACACUUGUUGAGGAGCUGCCCUCUGUCGCCAUCGUGUGGCAUAACUGUCUUCAGACAUCUCUUGAUCUCUUUGACUACUUCAUGAAAAUAGUAAUACGCCUCGCCGGUGGCGGAUUUAAAGGCAAGGAGAGGAGCUUAUUUGAUUGGUGAAAACAGGUCUCGGCUGUGUUAAACCGACUCCACGCCCUCUCUCCUCCCCGUCUUUGACUUAUGCUGCCGGGAGGAGCUGAGUUAGGGAGGGGGGAUACUUACGCCGGGCUGCGCGGCUCACCAAAAUACCAAAAUGUGCUUGGGAACGCCUUGUCAGCGCGGCGGAUCUGAUUGACGCUGCGCUUGCGGCACGUCUCCGGCAAGGCACCAAAAUAGAGCCCUCAGUCUCUAAAUCUCAAAAGUCGCUAAUUUGUGUGUAACUUUGGAAAAACCUCACAACACAACACCUAACAGUAGUUUAUGAGAAAACAGUUCACUGGCUCUUACUCAGGAUUUCCUCAGCGUUUGAAGUAGUUGCUAUGGUGUGAAAAUCUUUACUGCGUACGUCUGCAUUUUAUGACUCUCUUUCAUGAAGCAAAUUGUGAGAGUUUGAACAGCAGUGUGGAAAAAUGAGUUACAUCCAGCUGCAAAGACCCCAUAAGGUUGUUAAUCAUGAUUUCAAGCCAGCUUCAAUCUUCAUACAUCAUCUCAGGUCUGUUUCUAAUCAAACGUGUGCAAUUUUUUCUACAUUUUCCGAAAACCUUGAGACAUGAAGGCUGAAACAAAGGAUACAUGUGAAUAAAACUAUAGAUGGUUGCAACAAUUAGGAGUGAGGUCCUGAUCUGGGAUUAGAUUGUUCUGCUGCCAUGUUGCUGAAGACCACUGGGAAAAUAUCUGUUAUUCGUCUGUCUGUACCAAGGUUUUGGUGUGAGUAAUAGAUGUGGGGGAAGAUUUUGUUGGUUGUGGUUUGGACUCUAUAAAUCUUUUCAGUUUGGAGUUAAAAUGAGCCUCAGUUUGGUCUCACAGUCAGACUCCAGCUCAUUAACAGCUGUAAAAAAGACUUACGCUUGCUGUGUGGUGAAAUUCAGCAAAUCUUUUUGCCAUAUUUACAUGGUGGCCAUUUUCUUCAGAUACCACAGUCAUGCUGGGGGUUUCAAACCCUGUUAUGAUCUAGUACUGCACAGUUUCAUCUUGGCUUUGUUAUUUUGUUACUGUCAUACCAUUUUCCAAAUCAUUAAAAACAUAAGAGAUGGUAAAAAUCGAUUUGUUGGGUAACUCUUGUAAAUACCAACAGCUCGUGAAGCAUCCAAGAUUAACAAAUCACAUUUUAUAUUCAGGUGAUAAUACUCGUGGUCAUAAAAUUCCACAAUAACAAAAAUUGUAUUCAUAAUAUUUAAAAAGACGUUGGAAAAACCUUGAAAACAACUACACAAUCAGUCAUAUGAAGGACUGACAACUGACUUAAUUUCAUGACGCUAUUAGUUGAUAUUGUGACAGAAAAUUCUUUUAAAAAGUCACUGCCUUAUACAUAAAGAGUGAUGCUUUUAUUUUGACAUGUUCACUGCCUUGCAUUUGGGUUGCUUUAUUCCCUAUAAUUAAAUUGUGCUUUUAUUUUGAAAUUUUAAAAGCUAUGCUUUUUCUGAUAGAUAGAAAUUAGAAAAUGUUUAAUUUGUAGGCACCCCAAGCCUUUAAGCUGUUUUUGAAUUCACAGUAAAUCAUGGAACAUCAGUUUACAAGUCUCAUUCAUUCCUAGAGUGAAUACUGUACUCAUUUUCUGCCAAGACUGUUCUGCUAAGUGCUUCUAAACACCACAUGCUGCACCGUCGAUCAGGAUUUCACUUCAAAACUAAUCCUAGUUUAAAAUUACCAACAAACUAGUUGCUAUAAACUCAUUAAUGUGAGCUUCAUAGCUUAAAGGUGAUUAAAAAUGCCGUCUGAACAUGAAAUUCAACCUAAUGUCUCUCUGAACCUACUGUGUACUCUCUGUUGUUUUUCAGUUGCUGACUGGUCAGGACUCUGUGGCAUGCUAAUUGUUUAGCAUUUUCUCUACAGUGCUGUGAUUUGCAGACGUGAAACACAGUUGUGCAUGCAUGGGUGCUGAGGCAGUAUGAGGUUAAGUAAGGUCAAUAAUAGGGAGUUAUGACAAUGAUUGGGGCUUAAGCAGAGGCAGGGAGAGAGGGGGAACACUCAGGAAUGUGAAGAAUGAGGGUUUGUUUAAUCCUCCAGGGGGAUAAAUUAUUAGUAGCAAAGGGAACCCUACUGUGAAAGACUCUGCCCCUACCAUGAGAGUAAGACCAGUGCACGAGAUUAUCAGUAUUUUGAAUCCAUGCGACUGAGUUUGUGCAGCCGUUAAAGUGAUACGAGCGAUGAGGGAAACCAGCUCUGGAGCUAAGUGUUGAUAUUGACCUUAAAAUGUCUGUGAAAUCAGUCAGAAAUAUUGUUUUUGGAUCUGCAGUGAACAUGGAGGAGAGAUGAUGUUCACCCUCCAGUGAACUCUGUCAUUUUCUUCUAAUUUGUACCCUAACAGACACUGGCCUUACCUUAAACUCACUGUAUGAAUGGGCCAACUCAUUUCCACCAUAUAUUAACGUUAACCUAUAUGAUUAGCUGUGAGUUGUCAUGGUGGAAACGGCUCAAAGUCCUGAUGAGGUGUUUAAAUGAAAAACAUGUGUUGGAGUGGAAAAGUUCCCCUCAGUGGUCGGGUAAUCUGGCUUUACACUAUUCAUGAGGGGAAAUGAGAGCAGCAGAGAGAGAGCGGGGAAACACAAAGCGGGUAAAGAUUUACGGAGGCACUAAUGAGCCCCUGUGCAGUUUGAUUGGUCCAACCUACGCCCGGGCCACCAUGGCAUCCUGGGUAAAUAUGACCUAACAGUUAGUUGCUGUGGUGAUGUAGGAAGCAGCAGCUGCCAAGAGGACCAGAUGGAGGCACACACCCACCCACUCAAACAGCACAGGUCAUAUUAGACAGUGAUUUUUACAUAUCUGUCAUAAAAUGUCACACGGCAUCAAAGAAUUCCAUUGGAGACUAAAGGUUAGGAUUGGUGAAAAGUUUCAUACCAGACUGGAGUAAAUUUUGAUGACGCCAUACUCUCUACAAAAGCAAAUAAGACCAUCAGGGAGAGUAUUGACUGUUGCUUUUUAGUUUAAUGCUUAUAAUCACCCCCAUCGGUUCACUGUUGGACAAAGAGAUUUAGAGCAUGCUGCCAAAACAGACAUUGUUUACAUUUUCCCCAGCAAAGAUUCACUGUGAGUAGCACAUGAGCCAAUCAAAACGAGGAGGGAUGUGGUUUUGAGAUUAGUUAUACCAGGGUGAUAGGUACGAUUUUCAUACUAACAUUAGAUAUCAAUCAAUCAAUCAAUCAAAUUUUAUUUAUAUAGCACCAAUUCACAACAGUCGUUAUCCCAAGACGCUUUCCAAAGAAAAAGAGCAGGUCUAGACCACACUCAUUGUUUGAUGAAUUAUCAAGACCCAAUCUAAGAUGGGAUUUGGCCCAUCUCAUCUAACAUAAGUGACAGUGGCGAGGAAAAACUUCCUUUUAACAGGCAGAAACCUUGAGCAGGACCAGACUCAUGCUAGACAGCCACCAGGCCGCUGCCGGGUUGGGGAGGAAGGAAUACUGAGAGAUAUGGGGAAAGAGAGAGAGAGAGGAGUAGGAGAGAGGGCAGGGGGAGAGAAAGAGAACAAGAUAGAGGGAAGAAGAGAGAGAAUAGGUAAGGAGAGGGAGGGAGAGAGAGAGAGAGAGACAGGGGACAGCAGCAACAUUAAAACAACAACAGCUCAUGCAAUAAUGAAACAAUAUGAAUUCAGUUUACAGGAUUAGGAUAUAAGUAAUUAUGGACUAUGUUUAAUUAAUUUAAUGUGAUUACAGUCAGCAGGCCUAAUAGUAGUUAACUCUAGCUUUAUGUUAGUACCAUAUUUUUCGCACUAUAAGGUGCACUUAAAAUCCUUUUGGCUUGUCGGAGCACUGCAGCUUCUGUUGCCUCGCAGAGUUAUUGAAUGAGUUAAAUAAAGUUUGACGUAUCUGAAUGUUUUGUUUGGCUUAAUGCGCUUUAUAAUUUGGUGCGCCUUAUGUGUGAAAAUGGACGCGAAUAGACGUGUUCGUUGAUGGUGCGCCUUAUAAUCAGGUGAAUCAAGAAAAUCAAAAACUGAGGUUGUUCAAAAAAUGAGCAAAUGGUAAAACUAGAGUUCAUAGUAGGGAUUCUUACUGCUGGUUGCCACACGUAAUAAAAUGAAAGUGUGAUGAAGCAGCUGCGUCAGUAACUAUUUUUCUGAUCUUUAAAGAAGAAUACAGUCUCUAGAGCAGUCAGUAGAUUGGAGGGAUGAUUGUCUAUCAGAGAAGAGCUGUGGGCUUUAGAUGUGGAGGUGAUGGAUGUCCACAGAGGAAUUAAAGGUCAAAUGAAAAGCAGAAAGAGGCUGCCUCAGGUGAGCUGGGUAAAUAGAUGUCUGAUAAGCAGAAAAUGAAGAGUGUCACUCCAGUUGAUGUCCAAAUGGUCCAUUUGCGAGUGUGUAUGUUUGUGGAGGCCACCUACUCUCUUUUAGGAUUGAAGAUAAGCUGCUGGUCCAUAUGGUGCACUUAACUGGUAUCUUUUUUUGUGCUAAAUUAGAAACAAACGACUGCAUGUGUUGUUUAUGCAGGCACCUGAGAAACAUUUGAGGUAACUGUUGAGGAAUUUUGGAUGACUGUAGCUGUGGCGCCCAUGGGGACUCUUUAAACAACAAUUACAUCUCAAUUACAAGACUUGUUUCCCAUUUGUUGCAGAUUGCGGUGCAGUGCUAAUUUAGAAGCAUGAGCUCACACAUACAGUCUGUCUCUGUGUUUAAUCAUGUAAAACUGAACUGAUGUUGCUCAGGGGAUGUCUGGUGAAUUUGUUUUAUCUGCAUAUUAGGUCACGCAGUUUUGCGUGCCUUAAGAGGUACAAGAGUCCACAUCAGUGGCAUCUGAUUGGCUUCAGGUUUAUGUAAAUGCAGCUGUGCAACACAGACGAGAAAAAUAAUCAAACUCUGACCCGUGUUUCCAGGCCUGAUUCAACAUCAGGGGAGCUGGAGCCAGUUAGAGUGAACAGCUCAUUCAUCAUUCCUGAUGUUGAAGAAACUGAUUAAACACCAGAGCAAAACACUGAUUUCAUGAGUGCAUUUGAGUGCAUAUUUCUUUUACAGUGUGUGUGCAUUGUAUUUGCAUCAAUGUUUACUCUGUGAGAACAACAGAUUUCACUAGAAAGAUGAAGCAUGCAUGCACACUAACUCUCACCUCAUUCAAUUCAGUCAUUCAUUUUGAUAAACACAUUGACCAAUAACAAGUAAUUGCUGUUGACUAAACACAAAGAGCAGAUCUAGAUUGUCAUGUCUUUAAUAUUACUUAGACCCCACAUCAAUCCACCAAUGGGCAACAGUAGUGAGAAAACACUUCAUUUAACAGGCAGAGACCCUGAGCAAAACUAGACUCAUUUGUGAACAGUCAUCUGCCAAAAGUCAGACAGAUUAAAUUGAGUAAAUAAAGUUGAGUUGAGCUCAGCUGACAUGAAAAGAGAUAAGUUAAGAUCAGAUAAGUUCAGUUAAGUUAAACUAAGUUCAGCUGAGAUAAGAUCAGAUGGGAUAAGUUAAGUUAGGGGAAGUUAAUACAAGAUGAGUUCUGUUUACAUGAGAUAAUUCAAGAUGAGAUCAAAUGAGAUGUUGUGGUAAGAUAAGUUAAAAUAUGUUAAAAUGAGUUAAGUAAGGUUAGGUUAAGUUAAGCAGGCAGGUAACCAAGUACUCCAAAAAGAGUCUAUAUUGCACAUAAGUAAGUGCACACAAAUGUAGUAUUUUAUUCAGUGGGUGUGGUUCAGCGUUCUGGAUGGUAAUGGCUCUGGGAUAAAAACUGCGGUACGUUUUGAUGGACCUGUAACAUUCUCUGAGAGGCAACAGUUCAAACAGAUGAUAUUCAGGGUGAGACCUUUAAGAUGUUGUGUCCUUUCUGUAACAGAAGGUGAAGAUGUCAUCCAGGGCAGGUCACUGUUGGUUUGGGAUGUUCUUCACAAUCUUUAUGAUUCUCUUCAGGGACUUCUCAUCUGCUUCCUAUAGCUGUCUGUCUAUAGAGACAUAUAGCAGAAUUUCUAGAAAUGGUUUAAACCUAAGCCAGACCUGAUGUUGAGUGCUUUAAGUUUCAAGUCAGCUCUUGAUAGCAGAGAGGGGGUCUCAGGAAAGUUCACGCUCUAAUACAAGAACAAAAGAUUGUUUCCUUAGUGAGAGUUUACACUUUUAGACAACCUGACCUUCAUCAACAAAGAUGUGAGUUAAAAGGCUAAGUCAAAUUUGACCUUUGUUUGCCAGCUCCAAACUCAAAUCUCCAUCCCCAUACCAUAUCUUCCAUUAUGGAAACUAUUUUUAUCAACUUAAAGACAAAUAUCCAGUCAUGCUUUCACUAAGGUACUGUUAUUGUUUUUUAUGAUAGUUACAGUGUAUACUAACAGUGUGUAAGCAUCAGAUAUUUCCCCACAGCAUGCAGCAGUGGUUGCUUGCUGUCCACCCUGCAUCCGUCAAAUAUACACUUGUGUUACUUCAUGCAGAUAAACCACAAGAAAAACUUGUGGUGUGCCACAAGGACCAGUGGUGGGAUCCAUGUUAUUCAAGCUUGAUUUUAAUAAUAUCUGUAGCAUGCCUGAUAAGUUGAAAUAUUGCAACCCGCUAUGUAGCAGUGGUUGCUUGCUGUCUACACUGCACCCAUCAAAUAUACACUUCUGUUAGGUCAUGUAAAUAAACCAUGUUGCUAUGAGCUGUGGAGAUCAGCUUGAGAUGUUCAACGUGAAAGAGUUUUUUCUGUCUCUCAAUAGCCAGUCGUCAUGUGAAAGAGAGGCAAAGGAGAUGUGGGAAAGAAACUCCAAAGUUAAGAGUGCAGACAAUGCUUAGAGUGACAAAAGAAAGAGUAGUUAAACAUCAUAGAGUGACAGCAAUACAAUUCAUGGUAUUUUACAGAGCCCAUACAUACAUUCCCCCUUGAUAAAUUAAUGCUAAUUUAUCUCAUAAGUUUGCACAGAUGCCGUCUCAUUAUUUUUGCUAAAAAAAAAAUACGUUGACAAGUUUUCACCAUGAAGCCUGGACUUCUGACUUCAGACUUUCAGUGACAAAAACAGUGUUAUUUAAUAUCUUCUCAGUCCCACAGUGCCGCCUGUAGCUGCAUGAGAUAUGAGCACACAUUGGGGUGGCCCCUUCCCUCCAUGUUUUUUAUUGGGUGCAGGAAUGUGGAAGUGUUCCCAAAUUUGGUUCUCUCAGGAAAUGAAAAAUCUCCUGGUUUCCUGCUGCAAGAAUGUCAGCAACAACUGAAGGUUAACAGGAAGAUGCACUGGGUGACCACAAAAGGAAGGAUUAUGUUUUAAUCAGUUUUGAACCUGUGACAUGAUUAAAUUUAUCCCCAAGAAAGGAGAACACGGGGAUCAGGAUACCUCCAGAAACACCUUAGAUCAGAGAGCCUGUUUGGGGAGACUAAGAAGGUUCCUCUUCUCUGCCACUUGUCUUCGAUAGUUUAACUUCUGACCUGUGUUGCUGACAUUUGAACUGUCACCUUUCUGCCUAACAGGCUUCUUUCUGCACAAACAAGCAAAUACUGAAAAGAUUUAAAGUCAUGGUUUUGUCAUGAUGGUGCCUUUUGAAACGCCUUUGAAACAGUUAUGCAUACUUAUGAGAUCAGUCAGAUGGAUUUGAAGGGUUUUGAUAAUAGAUACACAAACUUAACACUUUAAAGAUUUUAUUAAUUUUUUCUUAAGGGAAAUAAUUCUGAGGACCUGUUUCUCUGUGGAUUAAGUUAGCAGAGUUAGCACCACCAGCCUUUGGUCCUCAACAACCAGUCAUUUAUAUCUAAAGGGGUAGAAUUUGUCACCAUGGAAAACCGGGUAAUAAAUGGUUAAAAAAUCUGAUAAACACUGUGAUACUGUAAGAAUUUUUCAAAAACUAAAGCAUUUCACAACUUAGACGUUUCCUCUUCUUAAAGAAAAAAAAAGUUUGGCUCUUUAUACCCAAAAAAAUUAAAACAGAUUCUUUUUUUUAUAUUGAAAUACAUCUAAAAAAAUUUGGCAUCUUCUCAUAUUCAGGGUUUCACAAUAAAUGUGGUGGACACUGUCAGAUAUAACACAUUUUUGUUGACAACAUAUGCCAAAUGACUUGACAAGUGGCUAAAAAAUUAAAAUAUCCUAAAAACAUCUUAAAACUUCAUGGAUGGUGUUAAUGAAGCUGUACUCAGAGUUAGCAGGGCCUGAAAACACUUUUACUGGUAAUUUUUUGAAGGAAAAUCUACCAUACAUAUGAAGUUUCUUUAAAGAAAUGUGUGACAAACAUGUUUGUAGCAGCAGAUAUAUCAGUGACAGCAUGCUCUGAUUGAUUUGGCAUGAGGACCGGUCUUGAGUUUCUGUUGGCAGACUAACAGGUCAGCCCUCACUGGAUUGUGGUCUUUGUAGUUCACAGCAGGACUUUAAGAGUCGAGGGGUCACACACUUCAGUGUCUGUAGCUAAUUCUGUCAUCUGGACUCCAGUCUGUGAUGAAAGGUGUUACAGCUUCAGUUACGAGUCUGUGCGUAGGUUUAUUGCCAGCGCGCAGCGUGGUAUGAAAGGUAGUCUGGUUAAAGCGAGCGGUGAUAUGAGCUCUUGACUUUGGCGCCCCUUAACAGAGUUUCCUGUACAAUUUAUCAAAAGUCUUUACCAUACAAAUACCGUUCUCAUCAUCACAUAGUCAGUUACACGUGGUAAGCAGCUGUGUUAAUGGCAAUGAAUACAGAGGACUAUUUUAAUGUUAACAAGCAAUGCAUUGUCUCUCAGCAUGAAUAUAUUUAAUCUGUCAGACCAGACAUGAAUUGGUGUACAGUUGGGUGUAAAACAGCUGCUAUUUGGAGUCACUUGGAGUAAGAGGGGGCAUUUCCAACAGCACUCCUCAAAACAUGCAGAGCAGGCAUAGAUAAUGCAAGCUAUGGGUAAUUUACAAUUGCCCCAAAACAUCAUUCAUUAUAACUAAAUGAAAAAUUCAAAUUUUAUAGUUGCUCGAUCUCCCACUUGGUAAUAUGGAGCAGGCAGGCUUUAUAGGCUGUACUGCUGCCACUCAGUAGGGGGUGCUCUAAAUGUUUUUGCUCCACUUUUGGGUCAUAUUCAUGGCAGUAUUAACUUUUCUCAUGUUGUGCAGCCCUAAAUGUAUCACAGAGUCUUACUGAAGCUGCUGUUUGCAUGUUGAAGCUGUUUCUUGUAUCAACAAAAUAAACCGGUUAAGUUUCAUUUCGAGUUUUAUAGUCCGACAGCUCGACCGCAUGAGCUCGUCUUUGUAAUUAUCGGAGUUGUAAAGAAGGUUAAACUGAGAGAGAGGACAGAAAAGUGCUGACUGUGUUUUUUCUUUCUUCUUUUUUUUUUUUCUGAACAGAUCGAGAGGACCAAUCAAUCCUUUGCACGUAAGUACUGCACCUCCUUACUCUUUUUUAUUGUCCUCUUCUUCUUCUCCUCUCUCCUCUUGAGGUCGUGUCUUUGUGUUAAAGCAAUUUGACGGUCUGGAAAAUGAAUCUGUCUGUAGAUGCACCUUUAUAAAGAUAAGGUCUCACUCCUUGUUCUUGAAAGUUUUGAAUGUAACUCACAGAGACAAGCAGAGUACUCUAAAUGAAUCAUCACCUCUGAAUUACCUGCUUAUGACCCUUCCCCUGUCUCUGUCUUCAUGUUCCCUCUCCCUGACUCAGCUGGCCAGCUCCAAUCAUCCCGCCGUGUUUUAUUUAAAGUCUGGUUUCAAAUAGCUCUUUGCGGAUGCAGGGUAGUGCAGCAGCUCAAGCUAUUACUGAGGAAGUUAUGAGUGCGGUUUGGUGCCCUGCUUUUAUCCUCUGUGGCGAGCGUAAUUAAGUGGCACACUCUUUCAGUGUGGCUUGAGGAGACGCUGCCAAUGAACACAGAGCUGUGACUUAAUCUGACCCAAAUCCUGAAAACGACACCCUCUGUUGGUGACAGUGGGGGCGUUUUAACAAAGUCACCUCAAGUAUGAUGGGUAGUCAGUGUUAAAAUAUGGGUCGUUUGGCUAAUUAAUGUCACGUAUUGUUACAUUCCUCCAGAAAAAAAAGACAUGCAACACAGUUUUUUGACUGAAGUAUAUUUACUCACCCACAAUAGGUUUAUUAUGAAUCAAGAAACCACUUUUACUUCAGUUCAGAUGUGUAGCAUCAACUAACAUCAAGUAUUUGCAAUUUCAUAAUUUAGCAACAAUAUGUCCAGAAUAAUCUUUCUAGACCCUUUUUCUCUGUACAGGCAUGACUUGUGGCCCUGUAUUUGCUUAAACAACCACAAAAAGGUUAGAACAUAGCGCCAAAUGUUGAUUAAAUCUGAUUUUGAUGUGUUGCAAAUCAUUUUAAACCUGUGUUUACUUGAAUAUAGUGCGAAGAAAACUUCAUAAAAUGUUGGUGGUUGCUGGCUUUUAAGAUGGUCACUGAUAGCAAGUCAGAUGGUCCCAGGGCCACAAGUCCUGCAGUGUCCAUGAUUUCCAAAAGAAUGUCAAAUUUUGAUUUUUCAGAUUACAGGGCAGAUUCCCACUUCCCCUCAGUCCAUCUUAAACUGUCCAUGGAACCUGGACCAUGUUUACAUUUGUUUUCCUAACUCAGGACCUUCGAGUGGUCCCCUUUCUCUUCAGAAUGGAGGAUGUGGUGUCCAUGCUCUCCAAAAGAAUGUCAGAUUACAGGACAGUUUCCAUUUUGCCUUAGAUAGGUUUGGUCCCAGUGAAGUCACCAGCAUUUCAGGACCAUGUUUAAAUUUGUUUUCCUCUUUACAUUGUACAUUUUUAGAUGAACUGUGUUUUUUUACUUUGUUGGUGGUUCUAGCCCAUGUGCUGCUGAUGCAGUGCUGCCUAAAGACCUCAAGCUUAUGGCCAUACCAUCGGUCUUUGGCCAUGCCAUUUGAGUGCAGAGGUUUUUGCAGAUCCUCUGAAUCUGCGAAUGAUAUUAUAUUAAGUAAAUCAUGAAAUCCCUCAAAUUCUUUACACUUUAUGGGGAGGAAGUUCUUCUUAGUUUGCAAACCAUAAAAUGCUGUUUUUACUGUCCCAAGUUUUAGGGAAUUGAGGUUUUAAUAUUGAUCAAACACAGGAAGAACUUAUGUUAUGUAUCCUUGGGGGGAAAUAAUGUAGCUGUGAAAAUGGUCUCUAACUGGGAGCAGCUCAAGAGGACGUGCAAAAUCUCUCACUUAUGAGUUAACCGUUACAGGCUUAAGGAUGUGAGGCAGAGGGUUUGGUCCCAGUUUUUCUGCACAUUAACAUCUCAAAUAAGUAAAAGAUAGAUGAGGUAUGAAGCCAAACUAUUAUGUAAAAUGAUUUGACCUAUAUUGCUAUCCUUGUAUCCUGUGUGAUGGGGACCCGCCCAUCCAGCUGAAACUCUAAGUGCAGCAGAGCUAAUAGCUGGCUAGACUAAAGCCACCGGCAUGUAGCUCGAUGUAGAGUUCCUGGCCUGGUUUUUGUGCUGGUUCGGGUUUUUCUGGCUCUCUAGGUCCUGACUGUGGGAACUGUGGAUGGCCCUGCCUGAACAGAGCUAUCAUUAGAGACAGCCUAGAAGCAGAGCCUGGAAACUUGAGAGACUGGCCCACUAAACCACAGCGUUCUCCAGUGAAACAGACAAAUAGAUGGGUUCAGAAAACAACAACAAACAACCUGAAACUCGCUCAUUUUCUUCUCCUCCACCCCUCUCUUUUACUCUUCUUUUGUUUACUUUUUUCUUGGAGAUCACCUAAUCUCUCUUUACCAUUUUAAUGAUGAGGAAGAGUUACUCUGGUCAGUGUUUUACAGUGUUUGGUCUCCCCACAAGUUUUGAAAUAAAAUUAUAGAGAACUUACACGGAUGAUUUCCUAGAAUUAGACACAUGCUGCACAACUAAAAGCCUGCAAUUCAUGACUGAAAAAGAGAGGCUGUUGUAAAUAUUUUUAUAUCCAAAGUGAAAGAAACCUCAAAUUAAACCAAGUGUGUCAGAUUUCAGAAAGAAUCCCUACAGACACAACUGUUUCCCUACAACUUUUUGUUUUGUAAUAAGAUACCUUUUUUUAGAAACUAGGCUGUUUUUUGUUUUUUUUAAUUGCCCUUUUCAAAGCCACCAGACUCCACUCACAUAAAAAGUAGUUUGGCCUCCCUGAGCAUGAGAACUGCUCAUGUUCUCCGCCUUGGUUAUAUUUUGGGCAGAUAUUCACACUAUUAUUGAGUUUGAUCUAACUGUCCAUUUGAUAAUGGAUAGCCACACAAAAUCACGAUUAAACCAGCUCAAGAAAAAGUGAAGAGAAGUGAAUGGAAAAAGAUAUGAGUUGCCAUUUUUGCAAAUACAGUAAGAUAAGAACUUUAUUGAUCCCCAAAGGGAAAUUCAAUAAGGUCCAGGUACACCGUAAUGUUUGUGUAUUCCUCAUGUCGUCAGCUGUAUUAAAUAUAGAAGAUAAAAGAGCAGCUAAAUAGAUAUAUAAGUGCAUCUCAAUAAAUUAGAGUAUCAUUGAAAGAGUUCAGUUCAAGAAGUGAAACUCAUUAAUUAUAUAGAUGUAUUACACACAAAAUGAUUUAUUUUAAGUGUUUAUUUCUUUUCAUUUUGAUGAUUGUAACUUACAGCUAAUAAAAUUCCCAAAUUCAGUGUCCCGGAAAAUUGUGAAGAAAUUCAAUACUAGAGAUUCGUUCCCCCUGGACUUUGUCUAGUAGGCGAUUUCUAGAGGAAAGGAAGACAUGAGAACCUGAGAACUGAAGGCUCCACCUGUGACACUUUUUUUAGAGUGUUCAGGUGUCAUGAGCAGGCAGGGAGCGUAAAAAAGGGUGAAAAUAAUAAAACUUUUAUCACAGAAAAGGAAUAAACAAAUUGAGAAACACUGUCUCAAAUAGAAGGAGUAGCCACUGUGGAACAGUUGAAAAAGCGUUGGUGGGCUGAAAGUCAAAGAAACUUGAUUGAUAUCUGAAGGUGUCUGCCUGUCUCACUCAGUCCUUGUUCGUUUCAUCCUUUGCUGCCCGUGUCUCUUUAUGUAAAUCCAAGCUGUCUUUCCUUUUUGUUUUCAGGGGUGAAUCAGGUGCCGGCAAGACUGAGAACACGAAGAAAGUCAUCCAGUACCUGGCCCACGUUGCUUCCUCACACAAAGGACGCAAAGACCACAACAUUCCUGUGAGAGCCCCACUACCUACAUGGUUUCUCAUCCGUCUUUAGCCUCUGCUUUUCGUUCCUUCUCUUAUGUACAGUAGAUCCUGUCUGAGAGGGCUUUGGUAGUAGUAAUGUACUCUUUCUUUAAAAGGAUGGCUUGGCAUUUUGACAAACACUCAUUUGCUUUUUGUUUAACAGCUGAAGCCACAAGAUUGAUCCCACUCUCACAUUUUCAUGUAAUAUUCACAGGAGAAUUCUUUUGAAGUCACAUUGGGGAUUACUUAAUUUUAAAAAUGUUUCACAGAUUUAAGUGAUUUUCUGUGAAACUCCAAACAAAGAUCAGGUUUGACCAACUUCCCUCAGAAUUAAGAAUGUUGUCUGCAAGGACUUCUCUAAUUUGAUGGUGAUAUAGAAGAAAAAUUAGUUAAUUUGGAUUAAUAACUAUUUUUGAUACACCACAGCUGAUAUAAAAUAAAGGCCUGUGCAAAAAAGAAAUAGUUCCUGAGAUGGCCAAGAAGAACAGGUAGUUCUUGGCACUCAAUGCAAAAUAAAUCAUUCAUUCAUCCCUACUCAGUUUAAGGCUGCACCCAAUAAGCUUUGUUUGGCAAAAAACUCCAAACAGGUGGACUGGUUUCCUUUUACUUCAACAAAGUCUUCCUGCCAGCUUGAAACUAUAGAGUGUGAUAGUGGUUGUGUGAAAAAACAUUUCAGUCAGGAUUGCUUUCAUCAAAUAUAAUUACAUUUCUGAGCUCCCUGCCCUUGCAUGAGCUUACAUGGAGUGCCAAAGCUUGGAGCCGGGAGAGCAGCAGCGAAGAACUACGGAACAGAUCAGAGCCAGCAUUAGUGACAAAACAGAUGACCCUGGUAUGACCAGACUGCAAAAAAAGAAGAAAGAGCUAGAGCAGAGGUGGGUUACAAAACAGUGGUGGAAGAACGAGGACGAGUCGACAGGCUAAAUCAGUUUAGAUAGCACUCUAAUUUUGACCUUUGCCAAUUUGAUGCUCAACACUAAUCAGCUGAAUGUAAGCUAGUAUAGGCAGGUGUUAUGGUUAAGCAGACGUACUAAAGGCUAAGCUUGGCUUUCAUGACCUGCCUGAACUAGCACUGUGUUCAUUUUAUAUUGAUAGAAAUUCCUGAUGGUGAAAAGUUGUCAAAAUGAGAAUUAUACUUAUAAUACAUCACUGCAGCUUUUGCCAAAAAGAUCACCGUCACUUUUGACAAAAGGGGUGAGCAAGGGGGCAUUUCAGUAAAGAAUCUGAUUCCCAGAUAUUGCGUAACAUUCCUAUUUCUACACACUGCACCUCUAACAUGUCUAAGUCAUUGUCUUAAUUUGUCCAAAUAAAAAUGCUCAAAAGACACAAACAAACUGACUCUUCUGUAUCCUGAAAUUGUGCAAACUAAGCUAACCAACAUCAGAUAUGAGUGUGGAAUCUAUCUUUUUUUUGUAUUUCUGUCAAAAAGCAAAUGAGUGUACUACUCAAAGUGUCAAACUUCUCAGAUUUGUUCUUUUAUUGUUGUUUGAGCAAAGCAGUAGUUGAUAGUUCAGUCAUGUUAAUACAAUGCUAAUCUAGCUAAUCUUAAUCUAGCCUGACUAGUCUCUGCUCUUGCCUCAUGUCAUCCAGUGCUGUUCUUUGAGAGUUUCCCUAACAUGGGACUUAAUGUGUUCUGUCAUUCUGUGUCCUUUGGCUUGUGUCUGACUUUAGCGCUUAAGGUUUUAACACUUUCAUUUGUUUAUCUGUAACAAACAGCCCGAAUCUCCCAAAGCAUUCAAGCUACAGGCAAGUGCGUCUCCCGCUUCCUCCAAACAAGUGUGCUGUCCUUUUCUAAUGUUACUUGCAUGCCCCUCCAUCGUCUUCUCUUUCAUCAUGGUUUUGACAGUCUAACCUGUAUCAGUAUUCCUGUGAGGUAUUUGUUUGUGCUGGCUCAGUCUCCUCUCAUUAUUAAUUUAACUCAGAGAGUCUGCCAGGCUCAUGAUACUUUAACACUUUAUUUUAUCAGCUGCUUUGAGUUUAUUAGAUCAGAUAUAAGAAGAGGGAAAUAGGAUCAUUAGGUCAGACAAACUCUGAAGGCAGACUUCGUUUCCUGCUCUGUUAAAGCUGAUGUUUCAGAUAUAAUUACAGUUUGGAUGAAAGUCGUGGUGCAGGAAUAGCAGAUUUGCGUGUUGUUUCACAUUUAAAAAAAAUCACAUUUCAUAAACAUUUCCUCAGAAUCGCUAAAACCACAUGCGGCAUAACGGUUGACAGGGAUAAAUAAGCAUUGAGAUUCAAUACAUCACUGGAGCCAGAUCACUAUUUAAAUUAUUCACACACCAAGAGCUGUUUGCUUGAGGGCAUAAAAACUUCAAUUCUCUCAUUCUCUUGAAAGACUGUAAGAAGCAUCAGAGGGUUGCACUGAGCUAGCAUUACUAUACUAAACAGAUGGUCAAACAGGUUUGUAGAUCUGAUUAUAGUUGCCUUAAAAAGAAAAAAAACUAGCAUGCAUAAGAUAUAUCAGCUAACAUUAUGUAAUGUUAUUUUGUGCAUGCAGUGAAAUGUAGAACAACAAAGAUUCAAAGGGUUACUGCAGCACUUGCCGCCCACUGUCUGGCACAAUGCAGAAUUUAAAUGAUGCCUUGUUAGUGUUUCCUGUCUAUUUUAGGUGUUUUUGUACAAUUGAUCCACAUUUUAUCUCCUGGAUUAACCUGAUAAUAAAUUAGAUUGAAAUCAGACAACAGCCACACUUAACAUCUUACCUUGAAUACUAAAAUCUUCAUCUCUGGAUAAAAACAUGACACCACUCACCCUGUCCUAUACUGAUCCUUAUGUUUGAUUGCUGCUAUGCUGUAGAUGCAUGUUUUUAGUUUGGGGAAUAUUUCAAUCAAUCAUUUAUAUUCUUUUGCCUGCUUGGCUGCUAAGAUUUAACAGGAAUCCCAAACACAGUCCACAUUGUUUGUCCCUAAGUAACACAAAGAAGAAUCUGUUCACAGGGAGCUGAUGUCACCCCAACUUCAUCUUUCAUUUUUUAGCUCAUCUCUUCUCCAUCCAGUCUGUUUUUCCUCAAUCCUCCAAACCAGUACCUGAUGUCUCUGUGUCUUCUGUAAAUCUAAUAAGUACAGAAGCACAGGUGAAAACCUCUAACCUGCAGCUCAGAGCACACACAAUCCUUGGGGGGGAUACCUGUUUAAUAUGCCGUGUUUCAGUAGCUGAGAGAGAGCAGCUGUGACUCAGGGCCUCAGUGCUCCCCUCCGUUCACACUGACCUCCUUAAAGCUGCGUUCCUUCUGUGUUGCAUUACAGCGGCCUCUGAGCACAGGCCAGAGGAAUUUAGAACCAGGGAGCGAAGGGGAGGAAAGAUGUGGUGGAGGAGAGAGGAAAUAAAGAGGAGAUAGAAAGAGGUGUAUAGGAGGUAAACCAGACCACACAUUCAGACUUAUGGAAAUACCUGGUUGUCUGUACUUGAUGAGAAUGCUGGUGUCUUGGGGCUGCACGAAUAUGGCCAAAGUUAUGAUCACAGUUAUUUUGAUCAAUAUUGAGAUCACUGUUUUUAAUCAUGAUCAUUUAUUCAUUUGAGGGCCAACAUUUUCUCUGUUACUGUUUGUUUAAAAACACAUUUAUCUCUUGUCUCAGUUAAAGCCAGGGACAAAAAUCUGGCCGAGCAGUUUAGACCCACUCUUGCCUCAAACAUUUGGUCAGGUAGCAUCAAAAUGCAUCAAAAGUACACUUUUACCAUCAUUGAUUUCAAGCUCCUGUGUGGAGUUUUGUGAUGUUUAUGAGAUAAACUGAUUUUUAUCAACACCUUUUUUUAUAAUGAACGAAAAUAAGACCACGAGUGAUCAGACUGAUGAUUUACAUAUUUUAGUUUUUGCUGUAAACUGGUGUGAGGGGAUAGGAGGCAGCUUAGCAGCUGAAGAAACAGCCCUGUGUUUUCAAUUUUGACUUUCAAAAGUCAGCAAGAUUAGACAUUACUGAGGCAUAUGGAGGACAAGAUAAGAAGGCUGCUUUCUCCACAGGGGGCGCCAAAACUUGCAUGCUCCCAGGAUAAACAGGGUGUGUUUUAUAAAUCAUGCAGGCAGCUCAUUUUCUGAAACAUCCCCUGACUUUGGAGGACAAGAUGACGUUGCACCGGCCAUGUCUAUGUUGUUAUGUUUUGUUUACGUGUGAAUGCCCGGUGGCUUUCUUGAAUGAGCUCCCUGCAGCAGAGAUGGUAACGGCACCGGGUAUCUCCCUCCUCUACAGUUUCACCCUGGAAAAUAAUGUUAUGUCGAUGCACGGAAUCAAAAUACAUGAGAUGCUUUCGCCUAGUCAAUAUCAACAAUUAAAUUCACUAAUUUUGUCGCAAUUUGUUUUUAACUGCCCUGAUGAAUUGUUGCACCCCUUAUUCAGAGUUUGUAAGAUGAAGGCAAAUGUGAAAUAAUAGCCUCUACCUCCAUCUGUAAUGUUGAUUUUUUCCUGUAUUGGUAUAUCAGCAAAUCUAGACUCAUAAUGGCGAUGGAAAACUGGUCCUGCCGUCUAUAAGAGUUUCCUGGAGUCAGAUUUAAACAGGUUCUACCAUAGGAGGCGUUUCUGUCCAGCUGCUGCCCUGCACAGAGGAGACUGUGACAUGUUUAGAGAAAUUUGAGGUUUCAGGGUCUGUAGGGAAUGUCCCAACCACUUUUAAGGCAGCGUUUAAGAUUUGGGAGGGAGCCAUUAUUACCACGGUGGUGGUACAGUCUUUGGAUGUAUAAAUAUACAGUAUAUCAUCAUAACCAGAGGAAUGUGCUGAACGGAAGAGGCUGCCGAGUAACCACUUACAGUAUGGCAUGUGUUAUAAGGCACUCGCUAUAUUGUCUUCAUGGUUUUGCAAAUUCUGUGGGAUAUUUGGUCGUCUUGGUACGUUAAACUUGUUGAGUCCCCCUGGCAAAAAUCACACCGUGCUGCUGUUCGUCGAAUUAAAGCCAACAGCACGUCUACAAGAUUGAUUCAGCACAUACCAUUUCUCUCCAGCUGCUCUGCUCCAAAGAUCCAAUCCUGCUUCUCCAGUUUGUUUUUAUUUUUUAAAAAUGUGAUGAAUAAUGACUUAAGAUUUAAAAUGUGCUGCCAGGUGUUGGAGAUGUGUGGCGUCUUACCUCUCUGUCUCUCUUCACAGGGUGAGUUGGAACGCCAGCUCCUCCAAGCCAACCCAAUCCUCGAGUCUUUUGGCAAUGCAAAGACGGUGAAAAAUGACAACUCUUCUCGCUUUGUGAGUUUCUGUUUCAGUGAUUAUUCUCUAUCAACCUCUCUCCAUCUAAGGUGAAAUGCAAGCUUCAAAUCACUAAAAAGGUUUUUAUUCUUGGGGCAAAAAAGCACAAAGUACGCAGACACCCAUGUUCAAUUUCUUUAGCAUGAUGAGACUUAAAUUGAAGUGAGAGAGACCCCACAGUUGAUGACAUUUAAUUACAAAUUUAACAGUUUUGUUUUUAUGCAACGACAUGACACACACGAAGAACACCCCAUGUUUACAGACUCCAUUCACCCACUCACUAAACUGAGAACCUACAGGAAUCUCUCUCAAGAUCAGACUUGGAUUUAAAUCAACAAAUAUGGUGGACAGUUAAAUCCUUUUCCCUUCUUGCCAGUUUUGUUGUAGUAUGUUUAACAGGACAUAUUGUGAAAACACUUUUUUGUGGCCAGAAAUAUCCAGUGUGUGCUUUGCAAGCAGCAGCCUCACAAGAGCGGUCAAUGUGCAGGGAGAACGGUAAUGGAGGAUUAUACCUCUCAGGCAUUAUGGGAGCUUCUUGUCCUCGAAGGCCACCGUCACUUCUGGAGCUCGAUGGGAGCAUUUCAGUCCAGAAUCUGACUGCAAGAUGUCGCUAAAAAUUCCUGUUCCUACACCCUUUAUCUUUAAAGCUGUUGAACCGAGGCAUUAGCUAAUUCUGAACCCAUUCAAAAAGAUAACACUUGGAUAAACCUGGAGGACAUACAGUCUACAGUUUAUGCAUAUAAAUAACACAGAUUCAACCAUUUAACAGCUAAAAAUGGCGUUAAUCCAAGCAGCACCGUCUAUUGUUGAGUGGACAUGCAAAAAAUAAAGUUCCUCAAGUGUUCACUUUGGGCUGGCUGCAAUCCUAUUAAAACCCAUGUAAAAAAAAAUCUAAUUUUAGAGCAAAAUUCUGAUAUUUAAAGCCUUGUACAGUUAUAGUUUAAAAACUUAUUUUUUUGUCCAUAUAAAUAAGGGAAUUUAGAUUUGCAUUCUUCUUCAAACUGUACUGGGAAUUUUUAUACAACUGAACGUGGGGGAAAGUUAGCCACACUUUGAUGUAAACAAACACCAACUACAGCACUCCUAGCAUCCACCCAGUCCUACAAACAUUCACUGCCUCCCACCAAAAAAUAACCUGACACUUUACCCUCCGACCACAAAACCCCAGAGUGUCAUUCCUCUGCAUAUUUUUCUACGGAUUAAACAGUAAAGGUGGACAUUUCUCCGUCAAAGCGUUGAUAGAUUUUUGUGUGACUCUGUAAAGCAUGUGGCCAAGACUAACCACUGCGGCACUCAGUCCUCAUGAGUCACCAUUUCGCUCUGUGAGGAGGUAAUGAUGACCAGCAGACAGAUGGGCACGCAUAUUUACACACACUUACACACACACAUCCACUCUCAGGAAACCACAGACAUGCUUUAGAUUCCUUCUGACCUGUAAACCCCACUUCUCCUAAUAUAGUCACACUCCACUGGAAUUUGUUUUUUUUUACCUGUAAGUGUCAGCCGAGCAUUUUUGAACACAGCUGCCUUUAAAGAAUCGUGACAAAUGACAGCAUUGGAUUUUUAAUUAUGACGGUUAAGUUUUUAAUAUAAAUCUGUAUCUUUUCCCUGCAGGGGAAGUUCAUCAGAGUCAACUUUGACGUCGCAGGUUACAUCGUCGGGGCCAACAUUGAAACUUGUAUCCUCCAACUGAUGGGCCAGGAGGCAAAAGGAUUGGUUCAAAGACAACUAAAGCUAGCUGAAAACAGGCUGCACAUUGGUUUCAAAGCUAAGAAAGGCUGUCAGGCUUCUGCUUAACCACAAGAAUGCCGUUCUUGAAAUGGAGAAGGGUCGCAGUGAGCUCCAAAGGAAGCAAGAUUUCUGUUGUUGUUCCCCGUUUGUACUCAGGUUUAUUUCUGUGUGUGGAGGGAAAAAAGAUAGGAGGUUCCUCAGAUAACAAUUUUUUGUCGUCACAUGUGCAGAAAGAACUAAUACUUCAUUCCUUAGUGAAUUCUUGGAGCCUAAGAUUCAGGAUUUUAAAACCAGCUGCAUGUUAACCUUUAAGAUGAAAAUAGGGGUUCUUAAAGUCCCUUGGAUACCCAUUGAACUUGGGCUGUUUUUUUAUAAUAAGCAGAAACUUGUUUAACUUUUUUAAGUGAAAUUGUUAAUCCAGCAUAAGUGUCAGUUAUUAACUCUCUUUAAUUUUUACAUCUUUAUGUUCUGGUCAGUCCUUAACCGUCUCUCUCAGACCUCCUGGAGAAGUCUCGGGCCAUCAGACAGGCCAAAGAGGAGAGGACCUUUCACAUUUUCUACCGGCUGCUGGCAGGAGCUGGAGAACAUCUCAAAAGUGAGUGUUUCAGUGCUAAUAUUAGGGAGAGGAAAAGUUUUGAAAGGUUAAUGUUGAGUGACGUUGGUUUGAUUAUAAGCGACAAACUGAGCUGUUCUGUGCCCUGGGGUUCAUAAGCUGAAAGUGCUUUAUAUACUGAUGCACCAUAGCAGGGCUUCAUAAAACGUCUACUAGCUGUCUUGGAAAUUAUCUACCAUGAAUCAACAACACCUAAAAAUGGCAUUAAUCCAAGUGUCAAAUUCUGGCAUUGAGAAAUGAAACCAGUACGGGUGUAUGAAAAAAAAAACUGCAGUUCCUCCGUUGUGCACUUGAAGCUAGUUUAAAAACCAAAGACCUCCCAUUAACAUUUAUGCUAAAACGCCCAACAGCAAAAUUACAAUGAUUUCAGCCCUGUACAAAAGCAGUUGUGAUCUUUCCACCACAAUGACAGCCAUCAUUGAUAUUUUUGUUUCUCCCCUGUUAUUAACUCUAUUACCAAAACUAUUAGUCAGGUUGACUAUAAUGACCAUGAAUUAGGUGAAGAUGAUUCUUUUUUCAUUCAUUUGAAAAUGUCAUCGGUUUCUUCGGUGUGUCAAGCACAAGUGUGCUACCCAUGAAACUGCCUGGAAAAAGAGAAGAACUGCUGUUGCAAUGAGAAUAUAAAUAUUGUAUUUUUAUAAGAAUACAUUUGAGAUCUUAUUUUUUUGUGUGUGUGUGUGUGUUUUCAGCCGACCUGCUCCUUGAAGGUUUUAACAACUACCGCUUUUUGUCGAACGGCAAUAUUCCCAUCCCCGGUCAGCAGGAUAAGGAGAACUUCCAGGAGACACUGGACGCCAUGCACAUCAUGAGCUUUUCUCAUGAAGAGAUCGUCUGUGAGUAGAGCUUCCAGAUGUCCUGAAAUAAACUCAUCAUUCUGUAAUGAAGUCCUCAUGUUUAUCCUAAUCCUGUCACAUAAAGUUAUACAUCAACACAGCAGUGGUUUGGGAAUGAAUGGGGUAGAAAAUAAUGUUGCACUUAAGGUUUGCAGCAUGAUCAGUCUCCAGAGUUUACGGAAACAUUUGAAUUGACGUAUCAAAUUUAGACACUCUGGUACUGAAUCCCACAUUGUAUCAAAUUCAAAUUCAGGUCUUUGGAUGCAUGAUUUGGGAUAAGAACCUUUCUUUUGGCUCUUCAGUGGAGCAUGGAGGACGAAAGAUUGUGCGCACCUUUUGAGUCAUCUGUGUAAUCAAUUAAGUGUUUUCCUCUCAUUCCCAGGCAUGUUGAAGGUGGUCUCUGCAGUGCUGCAGUUUGGAAAUAUUGUCUUUAAGAAAGAGAGAAACACAGAUCAGGCCUCCAUGCCUGAAAAUACAGGUAUCGUCUGUCAGCCUGCACAUAUGAAACCUCACACAAAUCCAGCCUGAUAAGAAUUGGACAGGAUUUAUGAGUCCAGAUCAUAAGACAGUAUUAAAAUCAGCCUUUUGAUCAUUUACUUUUUUCUUACUUUCUCAGCUGCUCAGAAACUCUGCCACCUGCUUGGGAUGAACGUCAUGGAGUUCACCAGAGCGAUUCUCACCCCAAGGAUCAAAGUGGGACGAGACUACGUACAGAAAGCACAGACCAAAGAACAGGUAAGACAUCAUUUAAUUUUACUCAUGAGGGUAAUGUUGCAUUUAGUGUAAAAUCUUUACAGCUUUUUUUUUGUUUAGUAUGAGAAAAUGCAGUUUUCUCCCAUACAAGUGAUUCGCAAAUGUCCUGCGUCUACCAAAUGAGCGCAGAAAAAUAAACAUGCAGUGCAUCCUUCAAAGAGACAAGGAGGGCCACCGCUCAACCCACAGAAACAGCAAAGAAACAGUACAGUACAAAGUGUGAAUGAAUAUAAGAGUAAAUAAACAUUAACAUGUUGAAGGGCUGAAAGUGCAUGUCAGGUUUUCACAUAAAUUCAGUUGUUAAGAUCUUUAAAAAUUGUUUCUCAAAGUAUCCUUCUGUUUUAAUAUAUUUUUGUUUACAGUAUUACAUAAAUUACAUAAAAAUUAUAUAUACCAGAAAAACAAGGAAGUAAAAAAAUUACAUAUUUUUGGAAAUUACUUUUUAAUAAGUUUGCUUUGAAAAUUAUUGCAACAUUUGAUCUAAAAUAAUUCUUUUUUUUUACUCAAUCUACCUACUUUUACAACUUCUAAGGCCAAAACCAAAACUGGGUGGCUGUGAUCUUCUAGCUCUUAGCAGCUCUGUGUUUAAAACAGACUUUACUCUGUAGUGGGAGUCACCAGAUGGGCUUUAAAAUCAUGACCAAAAAAAAAAAAAACACAGCCUGUGUUCACAGUUUGUUGCCAAAUCCACAAAUGCAGAAUAAAACCACCGCACCAUGUAAAGGAAAAACACAUAUAUCCAUGUCCAUUCACCAUUUCCUUCUGAACUGAACAUGAAUGGCUGAACCUUGAACCUCAUACUGUUGUGCCUGAUAACACUAACACUCUUGGUGUCUCCCCAGGCUGACUUUGCCGUUGAAGCUCUGGCAAAGGCAACGUAUGAACGGCUGUUCCGCUGGCUGGUCCACCGUAUCAACAAAGCUCUGGACAGGACUAAACGACAGGGGGCGUCUUUUAUCGGCAUCCUGGACAUUGCUGGAUUUGAGAUCUUUGAGGUACAGAAAGUAGCACUGUAAUAUCAUCAAACUCAUUUCUGUAAAGUACAAAUCAUUUUUAGACAAUUUUUAAUUGUGGGGAAAAAACACGCCAAACAAUAACUUAAACCCUGAAUUUGCUGUACUCCUCUUUCCAGCUGAACUCCUUUGAGCAGCUCUGUAUCAACUACACCAACGAGAAGCUGCAGCAGCUCUUCAACCACACCAUGUUCAUCCUGGAGCAGGAGGAGUACCAGAGGGAGGGCAUCGAGUGGAGCUUCAUCGACUUUGGCCUGGACCUGCAGCCCUGCAUCGACCUCAUCGAGAGGCCUGUCAGUGUUCUACCAACCUACCUGUAUGUGACUGUGUGUGUUAGCUUGUAAAAAUAUGUGUCUAAUAAGAAAUUCUCUCUCUUCCAGAAUAACCCCCCUGGUAUCCUCGCUCUGUUGGACGAGGAGUGCUGGUUCCCCAAAGCCACCGACAAGACAUUUAUUGAUAAGGUGCUGCAAGAGCAGGGAACACACACCAAGUUUCAGAAGCCGAGACAGCUCAAGGACAAGGCCGACUUCUGCAUCAUCCACUACGCAGGCAGGGUAAGUACUUCCUUUUCUUUGCAUUUCCCUUGAGAAAGUCAGGUUUCACAGAACAGUCAAAUGCUCAGGAACAAAACACAAUCGUACCUGCCUUUGGGCGACUGUAAAUUCACCCUUUUACAUUUUACUUUCAUCCCACAGAAGCAGGAAUGUGCAUUUCAUUCAUACACGUUUAUUUUUCUCCUGCCUUGUACAGAACUUUGUAAGGAUGAUUUUAAAAAAUACUAUUAAUAGUAUAAAUAAAGUUUAUUAUAAUAUUUUUUUUAUCCCUUCGUCCAAAAAGGUUGACCCAAAAGUUCCUCACAGCAGCAAAAAUAUGUAUUCUAUCUAUGACAACUGCUGACAGCAGGGAGAAAAAGAGAGUGUUACCCUACAAAUAACGUUUUAUAAAAAUAGGAUUGAAAAAAAGAGAAGUAUAAAUUAAAUAUAGAAAGAAGGAUACAAGAACCAGGAAGGAAGACACUGUGGCGGCCAGACUACACUGUGCUGAAAGAGACAAAAUAGCACGCAAUUAAACAAUGACCUGCUGAUUUUCCGGAUUUGGUGUUAUUAAUGUUGACUGCCAAAAUUAAAAAUACAGUCACACAUACAAACAUAAAAAUAAAAUAAAAUGGGAUAGUGAGUUUCAGACCCACCCUUGUUCUUGCAUUCUUGCUUCUUUCGUUCUGACUCUGAUGCUCAAAUUGCCACCCCUCUCAGCAGGCAGCUCCUAAAAAAGAAUGAUGCGUUUUAAAACACAGUUUUAGGUCCCCUGUGUUUUUCCUUAUGCAACAGCUCUCCUCCAGUCAUGUUUGGGGCCUCUCUUGGAGGCACAGACUUUGCUCCUCCAAUCGUGCAGUAAACCAGGUCAUUGCCCGAAAACAAUAGGCCAGUUGUUGUGCUGCUGCUGUAGGAAACACACAUCUGGUUCACAUUGGUGUGAAAUAGAGUAUUUGGUGCCUGGUGGUUACAUAACUGAAGAUUUCAACUUUCACCUCUGUGUGGUGGUCUGCCAUCUGUUACGAGGAAACGAUACUUCAGUGCAUUCCAGAGAAGAAGGAAAGUUGAUAUCAUCCCCAGAGUGAUGCUUAAUUAGGGUAACCUGUCUAUUUUUCCUCUCUGGAACGUUUGUGUAUGAAAAGCAUCUGGUAUUCAUGUCCAAACAUCAGAGCUGGUCACAAGUCAAACAGGUGAAAAUCUCAUGUUCAUGCAGAAUUCCUCAUUUGAACUUCAUCAAACAAACACCCCAUGAUAGACUGAUACCAGAGAAGAAAACGGUGCAAAAAUAGAAUUGUGAGUUUCAGGAUUUUUGAUGAAACCCACAUGCUGAUCUUGCAAUCCUCAUCUCAGGUUGCCUAACAGUGUCUAUUGCUUAUUUUGUUUCGCUCUAAUCCAAAAGUCUCUAUAGCAUGUUUGGCAAACAUGCACAAGGAAAAUGAUCAUGUUACUAAUCCAAUCAGGACCCUGAACACUGAAUUAGAUCUCCUGGUCAGUCAAAUAAAAUUCCAGGAGAGUCUUUAUUUUAACUUCAGAUGGUUGAAGUAUGACUCCACAGUGUCUUAUUAGGUCAGUAUUGUGUGUCAUACUAUCUUUUGAUCCUUUUGCCAAUCAUUAUAAGGCCCUGCAGAGCACAUCUGGAACUGUCUGUUAGAUUAAACAUCUGCAGGGUAUUUGGACACGAUUAGAGCCAAACAUAUCUGCCAUUUAUGAAGCACUGUAGACAGAUGUAGCAACAGACCAUACAUACUUAAUCAGAGUCUGUAAGCAAGUCCUCUCCAACUGUAUCAAAGGCAUAUUUUCCUCUACACCGGAGUAAUAAAAGAAACAGCAUUGGAUGACAUGAAGGAAUUCUGACUGGAUGUUUGUAUAACCUGAUUAUUAGAGGUGUGUGGUCUUCUUGGUAUGUACGUUGCAUUUAACCUUGUUUGGGUUCAGAGAGGAUGGAUGGAUGGAUGGAUGGAUGGAUGGAUGGAUGGAUGGAUGGAUGGAUGAAAUAGGGAUAGAUGGAUGGAUGGAAUAGGGAUUGAUGGAUGGAUGGAAUAGGAAUUGAUGGAUGGAUAGAUGGAUGGAUGCAAUAGAGAUUGAUAAAAUAGGGAUUGAGAGGUCGAUGGAAUAGGGAUUGAUAGAUGAUGGAUGGAUGAAAUAGGGAUUGAUGAUGGAUGGAUAGAUGGGUUGAUGAAUGCAAGGAAAAUGGAUAGAUGGAUGGAAUAGGGAUUGAUAAGAUAGAAAUUGAUGGAUAGAUGGGUGGAUGAAUGCAAGGAAAAGGGAUGGAUGGAUGGAUGGAAUAGGAAUUGAUGGAUGGAUGGAAUAGGGAUCGAUGGUUGGCUGGAUGGAUGGAUGGAUGGAUGGAAUAGUGAUUGAUGGAUGGGUGGAUCGAUGGAUGCAAGGAAUAGGGAUGGAUGAAUUAAUUGAUGGAUGGAAUAGGGAUUGAUGUAUUAUCUCAUAGAUUGGUUGAUUCUAAGUUGUACUGAUAAUGAAUACUUGAUGCCCUUAACGCUGCGUACUGUGAUUUUCAGGUUGAUUAUAAAGCUGAUGAAUGGCUCAUGAAGAACAUGGAUCCACUCAACGAUAACGUGGCCACGCUGCUGCACCAGUCCACUGACAAGUUUGUGGCUGAGCUCUGGAAAGACGGUAAGUCUCCCUAAAAAACGCUGUGUGAAAGCUCAGUUUAUUGGUACAGAACUUGAUGAGCUGAAUUACUAUGUCUGCAUUUAUCAACACAACAUUUAAUAAGCCAGUAUGAGUAAAGUAAACUACAGCCGGAGCUUAAAAAUGGAUUUAAUACAACAAGUAAUCCUGAUUUUACUACAUUGGCCUUCAUAAGUAUGAAUUGAUUUCACAGCUGUAUUAUUCAAGAAUCACAGGCAGGUCAAAUGGAAAGCCAAAUGGUCAUAUUGCACUUUAAAUCCAGUUAGAAUAACCCAACACCCUUUGAAGAAUAACAGUAUAUUAGUGUUUUAAGUGCAUGAACUGACAUUUAAUCUCAAAUCCUCUUUUAACAGCUAAUCUCUGCUCCUGAACUUGGGUGUGUGUGAGUGUGUAUAACUGUGUGUGUGUUGACAGGUGUAUGUGUUUGCAUGUCCUUCUUUUUUCUCACUCUCCUGUCUUCUUCUAUCUGUGUCCCUGUUGCUGUAGACAUUCAGACGUUUCAGAGAGCCUCUUUCUAUGACAAUGUGUCUGGGCUUCAUGAAGCUCCAGGUGAAUGAUAGUAACAUUGAACUUUCUGUACCUCUGGACUCAUUAUCAUUAGAUACUUGUCCUGUCCUGGCUGUACUGUGCGCUCCUUUAUGAACUCCCCUCUGGCUUUGCAUGGCUGUACUUGAAAUGUCCCUUCAUAAAUGCUGAUUAAUUGGUAAUUAUUCCAUCACCAGUUGCUUGAAAGUAAACUAAAUAAAUAACUGGUUCAUGCUAGACUGAAUGGAAGCUUUAAGGUCACCAUGCUCCCCAAAACAGGCAUGUUUCCCAGAUAAAACCAGCGUUGUGAUGCCGAGUAUUAUUUUGUGAGGAUUUGAAAUCAGCAGUGACACAGUCAGCAUGUGGUUAUGCUUCUGUCUUUCUUUACUUACUUGUUAAACUAAAACAUAUGUUUGUAACCCAUAUAUAACCUUAUAGAUUUCAAAAGAAUAGGUGCAGUUUUAGACCGCUGGUACUUCUUUGAGGCUGUUUCUCCAUGUGGCAGUCCCGGUUUUAUUUGUCCUGCCAAUGGUUUCACACUAUUCCACUCAAGAACAGGUGGUAAUAACAGGCCAAGGAAUUAUGUGAUGCUCUAGCAAAGGAAGGAAGGCUGUAUGGGGAGUUCACUGAGAGUAUCUGGCAGCCUUAAUAGCACCAAGAACUGCUUCCAUGGGUCACAAUGAAAGGAAAUAACCCAAUUAUCCUAAUAAUAUCUGCCAAUUAAUUUUUGUUCAACAGUGAAUUUAAAAAAACAUCAGGAGGAAUCCUCUGUUUUACUGAUUUUAUAGGAGCUAUGCGCAGAGUUUCGUUCUUUAUACUCAGGCCAAACAAUUUUAAUACCAGCUGUUUGACACCAGCACGUGACAGUCUGUUUCAAGGCUUCCCCAAGUGACGAUUAUAAGUUCUGUCUCCGCUGCUAUGAAACUCUAGUGAUGUGAAGUUAAAGUAGAGUCCAAGCUGCCACCAUAUUUAGUAAGUGGGUGAUUUUUGAAACCAGGUUGUGUCUGUCAGUUUAAAGGCCGCUCUCACGUAUCCUCCAAAUACCUCCUUUCUCCUUGAUCCUCUCUCCUACGAGCCACAAUAUUGGCCAGGGGUCUCCACUUUACAGAUGUGUUGUCAGCAAGCCUUAUCAUAAGAAGAGUUUCCCAUACACAACUCCGAAAUAAAUUUUAAGUUCAAUUUAAGUUUGAAAAAGAUUCAAGAUACCAGGGGUGGGAGAAAAAAAUCAAUACAGCAUAGCAUCACAAUAUUUUGUCUGGUGAUAUAUCGUAUAGUCUCAUUUACCAAGUAUCGAUUUUUCAAAUUAAUUACUAAUAUGAAGUGAAAUAUAUGGUAAUGAAAAAAUAAAAUCAACUGUUUGUCCAGUGAGGUUGGCAGAGGUGACAUAAUCUAAGUUAGCACAAAAAAUAUAGAUAUAAGGUUUGCAGGAUGUGCUAUAUGAAAAUAAAAUACAGCUAAAUAAGACAAACAUAGAGAAAAGCCGAAUGCUGAAUUAGCUAAACAGUUGAAAAAAUGGUAUAAAUUGCAAUAUAUUGUAUCGCAAUACUCAAUGUUUUGCAAAAUGUUAAAAAUCGCAAUAAUAUUGUAUCCUGGCCCAAGUAUUGUGAUAAUAUCGUAUCAUGGCCACUAGUGAUUCCCACCCCUACAAGAUACUAACUUUUUUAAAAUUAGUUUCUUCAUUGUUUAAAUUUUUCAAAUAAAAUGUGAUCGUAGUUGCUACAAAUAGCCUCACACUUCAGCAAUAGCCUUAUCUCAGAGCUUGUUUUUGUACCCUGGUUGUCAUAGUACUGCUUUGCUGCUUAGAGGACUCAGACUGAUCAGGUAGAUGGUGUUCUGUAGUUUAUUUGAAGAGGUUCAAUAUAAGAUAAUAAUAUUGUUUAGGUGUGAGAUCAUUGUUGGCUUUUAUGGGUAAAUUAAGAAUAUUUGAAAAGAGUAAACCUGCUUACUUCAGACAUUGUUAGCAAUUUCACUGGAUUUGUCUCGGCAACAAACACGCAAACAGUCUCCAUGUGUCUGUGGAUGUACACCUUUAUCCUCCUUCUCGUCUCAUUUUUUGUCACCAGUGGACCGAAUCGUGGGUCUGGACCAGGUAGCAGGCAUGAAUGAGACAGCAUUUGGUGCUGCCUAUAAGACCAAGAAGGGCAUGUUUCGCACAGUGGGUCAGCUCUACAAGGAGCAGCUGUCUAAGCUGAUGGCAACACUGAGGAACACUAACCCCAACUUUGUGCGCUGCAUCAUCCCCAACCAUGAGAAGAGGGUGAGUCUGAGGAUGGUCCAGAACUGAUGCUAGAAAUUACUUUGAGGAGGAUGCACUAGAAUAUGAAAAUGUCCUUUUUUCUUUUCUUCACCCUCUUCAUGUAGGCCGGUAAACUUGACCCUCACCUGGUUCUGGACCAGCUGAGGUGUAAUGGAGUCCUGGAGGGGAUCCGUAUCUGUAGACAGGGUUUCCCCAACCGAAUUGUCUUCCAGGAGUUCAGACAGAGGUAGAGUUUUCAUCAGAACAUCACUGUCACAAUUUAACAUUGCUGGUGUUUGAUUAUUUUCCCUAUGGCUCUCCUUUCUGUCUGUUCUGUGUCCAGAUAUGAGAUCCUCACGCCAAACGCUAUUCCCAAGGGCUUCAUGGAUGGAAAACAGGCCUGUGAGAGGAUGGUGAGAGCUCGACUGUCAUGAGAUAAUCCAGAGAGCUGACAAAUAAAAACAGAGCUCUUGAUGCCAACAUUUGUUUAGAUAUAAACAAUUUUAAGAUAAAAAAAGAAGACUCUGUACUUCUGUUACCUUCAAUCGCCCUUUUCUUUUCCUACUCCCCACUAGAUUUCAGUCUGUAAAUCACAAAACUACAAACUACAUUAAUAUUUAAGACUGUAUUCAGAUUUGUUUUUCUUCUGAUUUUUCUGCUUCACUCUUUUAUGGUCACCUCCUCCAUGGUACAUGAUUACUAUUUAUUCUUACAUCCUGGAAACAAAAAUAUAUGUGUGUUUACCUUUGUACCAAGCCCUUUUAAACCAAAUUAGUGAUAAAAAGGAAGUUUAUGUGACCUGUUGCAUCAAAGAAGUCCACAGUAAAUCACUGGAACUACUUGGUUGUUGUUUCGUUGUUUAGUUGCACCAUGCAGACAUACAAUUCAAAUGAACUAAAUCUGGUGUCUCUCAUUCUCAAUCGUUUUCCAUCUUUCCAAAUAAUGUACAAUGACAACCUUAGAACUAUAUCUGCUGAUUCAACCCCUAAAACCCUCAAAAGAGAGUGUUAAUAAACUCCCCCUUGAAUUAGAAUUGUUGUUCAAACUUUUUAAUCAAUUUUGCUCUUCUGUUGCCCGUAGAUUCAAGCCCUGGAGCUGGACGGUAACCUCUUCCGCAUAGGUCAGAGUAAGAUCUUCUUCAGGGCUGGAGUCUUGGCUCACCUGGAGGAGGAGAGAGACCUGAAGAUCACUGACAUCAUUAUUUACUUCCAGGCUGUCUGUCGGGGAUAUCUGGCCCGCAAGUAAGAAACACCCUAAACAGCCAGCUGAAUUUCAAACAUUUUCAGGUCACUGUUCUUAUUCUUUGUCCUCUCUCACUCUCAUCUGUCAGAGCUUUUGCUAAGAAGCAGCAGCAGCUCAGCGCCCUCAAGGUUCUGCAGAGAAACUGUGCCGCCUACCUGAAACUACGUCACUGGCAGUGGUGGAGACUUUUCACAAAAGUGUGUUUAUGCCUGCCAAGUUAUUAUGUAUUCAGUGAUUGUUUUGCAUGUUUAGUCUGAAGUAUUUGAGCCGUGAGUUUAAUGUGUCUUCUUGCAGGAGUGUCCAAUCCUCUUUUCAGACAUCCUCUCUCUCUUCUGUCUGUUCAGGUGAAGCCUUUGCUGCAGGUGACCAGGCAGGAGGAGGAGAUGCAGGCCAAAGAUGAGGAGCUGGUCAAAGUGAAGGAGAAGCAGACAAAGGUGGAGGGGGAGCUGGUGGAGAUGGAGAGGAAACACCAGCAGGUGUGUAAAAGUGGCAUCAUGACUCUGCAGCAUCAGCACCAAAUAUGAACAAGGAUGAAUGACCGAGGCUUUUACUGUGUGCAGUUAAUGGAGGAGAAGAACAUCCUGGCAGAGCAGCUGCAGGCAGAGACGGAGCUGUUCGCAGAGGCCGAGGAGAUGAGAGCCCGCCUGGCGUCUAAAAAGCAGGAGCUGGAGGAGAUCCUUCAUGACCUGGAAUCCAGACUAGAAGAGGAAGAGGAGAGGAGCCAGGGCCUGCAGGGCGAGAAGAAGAAGAUGCAGUCCCACAUUCAGGUGUGCAUGAACCCAGGCAACAUAGAAGUAAUGUCUGACUCCUACAUUUUAAAAAGUCAACAAAAGUGAUGUAUAUUGCGUGUUUAGGAUCUGGAGGAACAGCUGGAUGAGGAGGAGGCCGGCAGACAGAAGCUGCAGCUGGAGAAGGUGACGGCUGAGGCCAAAAUGAAGAAGUAUGAGGAGGACAUUUUGCUGCUGGAAGACCAGAACUCUAAAUUUGUCAAGGUGAGGAAGAAGGCAUGAGAAGUUUUUGACUUCUGUCAGAAUUUGUAUGACUUUCCUUAAACUUCUCUUUCUCUGCACUCUGAUCAAUAGAAGAAUUGAGACCAUUAGAGUACCUUCAUGCCAGGAUCAGACAUUAACUCCCCUUCAUCUUUUCUUGUCCAGGAAAAAAAGCUGCUAGAGGAUCGAAUCAAUGAGAUGACCACUGUGCUCGCUGAGGAAGAGGAAAAAGCCAAGAACCUGGGCAAAGUCAAGAACAAGCAGGAGAUGAUGAUGGUCGACCUGGAGGGUAAGAGAGGGAAAACUGGAGGGCAAAAUGCACUAAAACGCUAAAGCAGUGUCAGAAAUUGUUGUCUUUCCUCUUGUCUUCUUCAGAGAGACUGAAGAAGGAGGAGAAAACUCGUCAGGAGCUGGAGAAGGCAAAGAGGAAGCUGGACGGGGAGACCUCAGACUUCCAAGACCAGAUUGCCGAGCUGCAGGCUCAGACAGAGGAGCUGAAGGUUCAGCUGGUGAAGAAAGAGGAGGAGCAGCAGACGAUGCAAUCCAGGUAUGAGAUGCUGAUGUGAGCAUGGAGGCACCUGUCUGAAUAAUAGAUCAUUUGGUCUUUUUGUUAUUGAAAGUGGGUUUGUUGCUCAUUUUGUAUCGUUCCCAAUUUCUUGAAGCUGCUGUGAGGAUUUUUUUACCCUUAUAAAACAGACUAAUAGUCACACUGAUGACUUUUUAUGAUAUACAAAGGCAAACAAGACCGUCAGCAGUUAUGUGACCAAAAAGAUCAAAGACGGCGCCUAAAAUUAAAAAUAAAAAAAGGAGAAAAACAGAAAGUCUUGACAUGUAUGCUUUUGGGCUCCAGGCUUCUUCUAGUGGGAUAGAAAAAGUAACAAAUAUAUGCAGAUUCACACAAAAUGCAAGUGGUAACAGGUACUGUCUUACACACAAACACACCAGAAGUGUCCAUGUAUCGCUCAUCAUUUGCCCCCACUUUCUUCUCUAUAUCAAACUUCAUUUAGAAGACAUAACGCCUCCAAAAUGGCAUCAAACAAACUCACAAAUUCUUUCAGCCCUGUGCAGUUUUUUCUUGUUUUUUGUCUCCUUGUAAAGCCACCAGGAGUUCUACUCUUGACUGCACAGAGCUUUGAUGUGCACUCUUAUCCUGAUGGAGAUCAAAUCUGUCUACAUACAGAUGAUAAUAGUCACCCUUGUCUAUAUAGCACUUUUCAAAACAGGGUUACAAAAUGCUUUUAAAAAAGAAAAGAAUGUGAGGACUACAAAAGAUUGAAACAUUUAAACAAUCAAACAUCAAUGGUGAUUUAACAACAUAAGAGAUGAAACUAGAAAAAAAAGGUAAUGAUAUGGAAGAGAUGGAUUAAUGGCAAAAAUGAGACAGAAAUAAAGUUUUAAAAAAAGCUCCAUGAAAAAAUUUAAAAACACUGAAAAACCACGAGCGGAUAAAAGGGUGAGUGAGUGAGUCAGCAAUAGCAGCUUGUGGAAAUAAAACAACCCACCAUGAAUAACAACAAAAGCUCUUCUCUAUCUCCGCUCUUUCUGCAGUGUUGCCUGUAUUUGCAGAGGUUGUGCCUCCAACAGCCUCAGGUUGAUUUAACAACAAAGAUAAUGUCAUAGUGAUUUUAACAGAAUUUAUGUUCACAUAUAUUAUUUAUCGUUCACCCAGAGGUGGAAAUGUUUUUUUGAUCACUGAAGAGUUUGAGCGUGACAUACCCUGAAAAGGGAAGAAAGGGGAUGAAUUUUCCUCCGAAUAAAUGCAUCAUGCCUCGUUCAAACACACCCACACUGCACCAGCACUCAGAGUUUAAGCUUUGUAUCUGUUCUGUGAAGAAGAUUGAAUCAUUUUAUCUCAUUUGCACAGGUAUAGUGGACACUAAAAUUGCACAAUCCUUUUGUGAGGGCCCACUCACUGGUAAAUCAGCCUCUCCACUGUCAAGAGCCGUGUGUUUUUAAGACCUUUGAGUGCCAGAUGAUGAUGGCAAUACGGACUCACACUAAAAGACAAAACAACACAAAUGAAAACACUAAAGAUCUACCAAAUUAAAAAUAAUUAAAACAAAAUAAUCAAAGAAUAGAAUUAAAGAUACAGGAAGGAAGAAAAACACACAGAUAUCACAGUAAAAGACAUAUUAUAAAGAGAAAAACUAAAAAACUGAAAACAUACAGUCAGACUUGAAAAACUUGCACUGAAACACACAAAAGCUCUCAAAAGACACUUAAAUCCACAAUCAAUCAUUAACCUGAUCAAAUACACAAAGAAACCUGCAGCAUAUACACACAAAACAUGAUCUGAAUACACUUCAAAUUUGCAAGAAACACACACAGUAUGAAAAUGAACACAAACAGAAAAAGGGGCAAAUAUAAAGAGGCUAAAAGAAUUACAGAUCGUAAAAGUUGAUGUACAGAUUAAAGUGUUUAAAACCUUUUUUUUUUCAGCAAAUUGUUACCUGAUGUAACUCUGUUUGGGCUAAAUUUAAUAUUGAGUCAGUGAGGAUCCGCUUCAUGUUGUGAGUCAGUGUGUGAGAUAAGUGUUACAUACCUGCUCUGUUUGAUCAUCACACUCAACACUGUUGCAGGAUUCAUCCACACCUGCUGUUAAACAUGUGCUGCAUUUUACUGCACUGAUUAGACUCAGAGGGCUCUGAUGGAGUCAUCCUGUAAAACUGAAUUAGCCUCUGAGCUUUGACCUAUUGUUGUUAUACUCGCUCACACAUCACUGACUGUCACUGCAUCAGAAUGUGUGGGAUGCAUGGCAGUGAAAGAAAGAAAGAAAGAGGAAGAAAAUUACAUUGGUUCAAGAGGUUUGUUUCAAAAACACAAGUCAAAAAGUUCAGACAAUUUGACAAAGAAUCCAAAAUCAAAAAUAAUGUUUUUAAAAGGGUAAGUUAAGGGCAUUUUAACAUGUAUCACAGUCACUACAUCACACAGCUUCCUCAACAGUGCAGCUGAGAGGAAACUGGUUGCAAUAACACUGACUCUGCUACCACCUAGUGGAGAAUUCGCCAGGUGACAUCAAUGAAUUUGUAAUACUCACAGAGUUUUCAUAUAGUAGGCCUUGAAGGAAAAAAAAUACAGCUUGGAUUAUCAGGUUUUUACCCUACUUAUUUAAAAGGUAUAUUUCAUUUCAAUUUCUAGUUAAUAAUUUUUGUUUUUAAUUUUGUUCAGUUUGUUUGGAGCCAUAAGACUCUACCAGCUUCCUGUCUGUUGUGUUGGAGCCGCUCUUCAUCAUUUGUGUGUUCACAGGGGCGAGGAAGAGGUGAGCCAGAAGAACAAUGCUCUGAAACAGGUGAGGGAGCUGCAGGCUCAGCUGGCUGAGCUGCAGGAAGAUCUAGAAUCAGAGAAAGGGGCCAGAAACAAGGCUGAAAAACUGAAGAGGGACCUGAGCGAGGAGCUGGAGGCUCUGAAGACUGAGCUGGAGGACACGCUGGAUACCACUGCGGCCCAGCAGGAACUGAGGUAGAGUUCUCUGCUAUUGACAUCACCUUAUUUUACACUUUUAUGACACUAAAUAGCGGCCUUACACUGAUGAUAUGAGUAUUGAAAUAGUCUUCUUUAAAUCUUAUAUUUGCAAUAAAUAUAAAAAUGUGCAUAAUGUUUGCAGCAGCAGGGAAACUUACUGACACAGUCUGUGAAUUCAAGUAUCUUGAUACAGAUUCAGAUUCUGCUUUUAACUUUUAAAGCCAUGCAAACUAGGAAUAUUAUGUAUUUCGUGAACACAUUAUCCAAAGUAUGUAAAGAGUUAUUGAAAAAAGGGGGAAAAUAACAAAAAAAGAAUGAAGAUGUAGCACAGGGAAGCAGUGUAAUCUGUAUAGUUUACAUGGUGGAACAUUAAGAUUUUUAAAAAGUGCUGCACAAACAACAGAGCUCUUCAAUUAUUUUUAUUAUUUUUCUUGUUUUGUACACUUUUUCUCUCUUUUGCUAUACUUGAUCUUGUGAUUGCAAUUAUUUCUUACCAAAAAGUCAACAAAAUAUUCUGUAAAAAAAAAAAACAGGAUGUUAAAAUGCAAACACUAAAAUAUAUCACCAAAUAUAUUAAUAAAUAAAUAACCACUAUAAAAUUUUUCUGCCUUACAAAGAUAUGGUAUGUACACCAGAAUCACCACUAGGGGGAGCUGUAAUAUUGGACAUUGGUACAGUAAUGUGCACUAAGAGUACUCACUACAUACUAUGUAUUAACAUAGUACUGAACUUAAAGAGUCAUCCAGAAAUACAGCUUCCAGCAAAUCAAGUAUGAACAUACGUCUGUUCCUAAAGUUUAAACUACGUGUCAUAGUUUUGUAUAUUUUCAUCAAAGUCCUCUGUCUCUGUCAGAUAAUCAUGAAAACCAAUCCCUGUUUUCUGUGGUCAAGGACUAAGCGUGAACAGGAGGUCGCAGAGCUGAAGAAGAACAUCGAUGAAGAGUCUAAAAACCACGAGGCUCAGAUCCAGGAGAUGAGACAGAGACAUGCAGCUGCUCUGGAGGAGCUUUCUGAGCAGCUGGAACAGUCCAAGAGGGUAACACAACUGUCACGACUCUACAUUCAAAUAUCAGGAGGUAAAGUUAAAUCAGUCAGAGUCUGAAUAUGCGUGUGUUUGUUGGUGGCUGUGUGUAGUUCAAGGCCAACCUGGAGAAAACCAAGCAGAGCCAGGAGAGCGCCAACAAGGAGCUGGCCUGUGAGGUGAAGACUCUGCAGCAGGCGAAGACCGAGUCCGAGCACAAGAGGAAGAAAGUGGAGUCUCAGCUGCAGGAGUUCAUGGCCCGAGUCACAGAGGGGGAGAGGGCCAAGGGAGAGCUGGCUGAGCGCACGCACAAACUGCAGGUUAUUAACAAGAUUGAUCCAACACAGCAGAAUCAGUUCAACUAGACUGUUACACUACACUGUAUGUUCUCCCCACACUGAAAACUGUUUUUAUAUCUUGCAUACAGUCUGAGUUGGACAACGUGUCAGCUUUGUUGGAAGACGCAGAGAGGAAGGGGAUCAAAAUGACCAAAGAUGUUACUGGACUAGAGAGCCAACUGCAGGACACACAGGUGACCGACUGACCUUCUGAGUUUUUAUCAUCAGAUCAUCGUAACACAGCCUUUCUGUCAAAACUAACGUGACAAAUGCUGCUCCCAACGCAGGAGCUGCUCCAAGAAGAGACUCGUCAGAAACUUAACCUCAGCAGCCGAAUCCGUCAGCUGGAGGAGGAGAAGAAUGCUCUGCAGGAGCAGCAGGAGGAGGAUGAGGAGGCGCGCAAGAACCUGGAGAAGCAGAUGAUGACCCUUCAGGCCCAGGUGGGACAUAUAAACCCUGGUUCCUAUGAUGAAGAGUCUCAAAAUUUAGAAGAUCCUCACAUUUGUCACAUGUCCCAAAAAGACCCAAAGUGCUAUGAUUAAAGAUUGAAUUGUUUGUUUCUACUUUUUCAUUUCAGAAUAAAUUAACAUAUAUUCAAAGCUCAGUAGUGGCUGUAAUUCCAGUGUUUUGUGUGUUUGUAGCUUUCAGAGAGCAAGAAGAAGCUGGAGGAUGAUGUGGGAACUAUCGAUGGUCUGGAAGAGGUGAAGAAGAAGCUGCAGAAAGAUUUGGAACUGUCCAACCAGCGUCUGGAGGAGAAGACCAUCGGCUUUGAAAAGAUGGAGAAGACAAAGACGCGUCUGCAGCAGGAGCUGGAUGAUCUGACUGUAGAUCUGGAUCACCAGAGACAGAUCGUGUCCAACCUGGAGAAGAAACAGAAAAAGUUUGACCAGGUAAGAACUCACUGAAGCUGGUCUUACAUAUAUUUCUUCUGAACUUUAUUUUUAAGUUUUUUCCCACUGCUUUUAUAGAUGCUGGCUGAGGAGAAGAGCAUCUCAGCUCGCUACGCCGAGGAGCGUGACCGUGCUGAAGCUGAGGCCAGAGAGAAGGAAACCAAAGCUCUGUCCUUGACCAGAGCUUUGGACGAAGCGCUGGAGGCCAAAGAGGAGCUGGAGAGAGUUAACAAGCAGCUUCGAGCUGAAAUGGAAGAUCUGAUGAGCUCCAAGGAUGACGUGGGCAAAAAUGUGAGUGUUAAAUUCAAAAGAAAAAAAGAUAAUCUGCUCAGCUUUAGCUUCACUUUCACAACUCAUGAAGUUCCCAUGAACCAAUCACCCUCUGCUCAUCUCCUCUCAGGUCCAUGAGCUGGAGAAGUCCAAGCGCACUCUGGAGCAGCAGCUGGAAGAGAUGAAAACACAGCUGGAGGAGCUGGAGGAUGAGCUGCAGGCCACCGAGGACGCCAAGCUGCGUCUGGAGGUCAACAUGCAGGCCAUGAAGGCUCAGUACGAGAGAGACCUGCAGGGCCGCGAUGACCAGAGUGACGAGAAGAAGAGGGCGCUCGUCAAACAGGUGCAAAAUCACACCAAACAUCAAGUACAGCUCAUGGUAGAAGUGUUCAGUUCCCUCAACACUUCUGUACAUAUACAGUGCUACAAUCUGAACUAUCUACUAGUUCAUCGUAAGUACCAACUGAAUAAUGAUAAAGAGUCAUGCAGAUAACAGACAUUUGUUUGAUCAAUAAGUUAAUCCGAUCUUACCUAAAAACUCUUUGGAUUAUAAACUAAUCAAAAACUGAGGACAUUCCAAACAUCCAGUUUAAUCCCCAAAACUAGUUUUAAUUUACAGUUGUGACAUGGAAACAAAAGAAAAAAUACAGAUAAGUGGGAAAGUUAGUUAUUUAUAUCUACUCCCUUACAGGUGCGAGAGAUGGAGGCCGAGCUGGAAGACGAGCGGAAGCAGAGAGCUUUAGCUGUGGCGGCUAAAAAGAAGCUUGAGAUGGAUCUGAAGGACAUCGAGGGUCACAUCGAAGGAGCCAACAAAGCGCGAGAUGAAGCCAUCAAACAGCUGCGCAAGCUACAGGUACGAGUAUUUCACGCUCAGGUUAGGUGAAGUUUUACUCUGAGCAGCUGUUUUUAUUCAUUUAUUUUUUCUGCUUUAGGCCCAAAUGAAAGACUACCAGAGGGAGUUAGAGGAUGCCAGAGCCUCCAGAGAUGACAUUUUUGCCUUAUCGAAGGAAAAUGAGAAGAAACUAAAGAGUCUUGAGGCUGAGAUUGUUCAGCUACAUGAGGUACAGGAGGAUGGGACAGGGAUGCUUCUAAAAUAUGAUUGAAAUUAUGUUGUAUUUUGAACGUACAAGCAUGAGUUGAGUUGUGUUGAUGAAAAAUAAAUCCCUCUAAUGUCAGGCUGGAGACAGAAACACUUCUAACUUUUCUCUGUUCAGGACCUGGCAGCAUCAGAGAGAGGCCGACGCCAUGCAGAGCAGGAACGGGACGAACUGCAAGAUGAAAUCUCAAACAGCACAUCUGGAAAGUAUGUGUCACUUAACUGUGAUGACUUCUUUUUUAGGCAGCAUGUGCUAAUUUUCUCAGUAAAAUUUAGGAGUCUUAAAUUUAGAAUUUAGGAAGAACUUUAAAAAACUACGUACAGUUCUUUUCACUCGCAACAAGUGAAUGUAAAUACCGCAGUGAAGUUGGUUUUAGGUUGGAUAUCCAGCGGACAUUCGCUGCGGAUCUAUGGGUGUCUUCUCACUUUCCAUAACCGGUAAUAGCAACAGCAGCGCGGUCAAAUCUACUCUCACCCUCGCUGUCAACAUUGGGCAUAAGGGACCAUCAAUAAAUUACCGGUUGAUGUUAUCAGAAAAGACUGUUUUCCUUCAAUAGCUUCAAUGUCAUGUGACCAAAAGACCUAAAAUUGAUUUCAAAUAGUAGUACUUAAAUCGACUAAUAUGACAAACAUUAUUUGAUCAAUUUUCAUUGUGCCCCUUAAGUUCUUUGUGUGCUCCUUAAAUUUUCAUCUUAAGAGCAUGUGUGCUCCCUGUUAAAAAAGUUAGUGUCAAGUUAGUGUCACUUAAUUGAUGUAGAACUUGUCAAAAACAAACAACAAAAAAUUUGACUAAAUGUAUUCAAUUACAAAAAAAACAUGCAGAUAACCAUUAUUAAUACCACAAAAACGAGGUAAAUAACAUUCAAAACAUCAACCAACAAAUGAAACAUCAGCAAUACAAGGUAAUAAAAGGAAAUACAACAAAGCCAACAAGCCAGAUGAAGCCCAAACUGGAAAUAACCGGUCAUCUCUUGAGACUAAUCAAGAUUUUAGGACCUUAACCUCAACAGGCCCUCAGGAAUCAUAAAAAAGGCUUUUUUGUCAGGUGAUGAAAGUGGUCAUGAGUUUUUUUUGUGUGUUUUGGUUCAGAUCUGCUCUGAUGGAUGAGAAGAGGAGGCUUGAGGCUCGCAUCGCUCAGCUGGAGGAAGAGCUGGAGGAGGAGCAGGGCAACAUGGAGCUGCUCAAUGACCGCUUCAGAAAGUCAACCAUGCAGGUGAGCUGUGAUGUUAGAUCUUCAGUGAUCUUCUUUAUUUACACUGAAUAAAACUUAUUUUUGUUCGAGCAAUGUCCAAGUUUACCUGCAGUAUGAUAGAUUUAAUAACCCCCCUUUUUCAAUCCCUUCCUCACCUACUCCUCUGUCUCUCCCUCAGGUGGACUCUCUGUCCACAGAACUGAGUGCAGAGCGCAGCUCAGCCCAGAAGAGCGAAAACGCUCGUCAGCAGCUGGAGCGUCAGAACAAGGAGCUUCGGGCCAAACUGGGCGAGCUGGAGGGAUCAGUGAAGAGCAGGUUCAAGGCCUCCAUCACUGCACUGGAGGCGAAGAUCUCACAGCUGGAGGAGCAGCUGGAGCAGGAGGCCAAGUGAGAGCUCAAUACUCUGAUCUGCUUGAUUAAACUAAUGAUAAUGAUUUAUGAUGAUAUUUGUAGAGUGAAAUAAGAAACCAAACUUAAAGGAAAUGGUUUGUUUUUAAAGGGAGCGAGCUGCAGCCAACAAGAUGGUGAGGAGAACUGAGAAGAAGCUGAAAGAGAUCUGCAUGCAGGUGGAGGAUGAGCGUCGCCAUGCCGAUCAGUUUAAAGAACAAGUAUGUGUCGCUUAUGAUCAUUUCUUGAUUUACAUGAGCCCCACCUUUUUCCUGUCAAAGUUAAUUGUGCUGCAUCCAACUACUUUGAUUGUGUGAAGGUGGAAAAGGCAAACUCCCGCAUGAAGCAGCUGAAGCGUCAGCUGGAAGAAGCAGAAGAGGAGGCGACGAGGGCCAACGCCUCACGCAGGAAACUGCAGAGAGAGCUGGAUGACGCCACCGAAGCCAGUGAGGGUCUGAGCCGCGAGGUUCACACACUCAAGAACCGCCUCAGGUAAUGCUGAAGCAUAUAAAAACAUCCACCAUAUGGCAUUCAGUAUUCAUCAUCUUAUUUUGUAUAUAUCAUGCUGUUUACAUCCAGAAGUCUUUUUUUCUUUGACAUACAAGUGUACUAAAGUUGGCCUUUUUUCUUUUUUUAACAAAGCUACAGUGUCAGUCAAACAUUAAGCCUCUUUUCACCUACCUUAAAGACUUUCUAAGUAGCCAAAAAACAGAUAAAAAUGAUUACGAAGCCUCAGUUUGACCUUCAAAUUCAAAGAAACUCAACAAGUAAAUUGAUUGAAACUAUAUUUAAUGUUUUAAUGCCUAUAACUGCUGGCAUCUGGUAGGAUAUUAAGACAUUGAUCUUGAUGCUAAUUGUUUUCGAUAUCAUGAAAAGGCAUCAGUAUAAAUUUCAGUCCAUUUUACUGAGGUCAAAAACUCACUGGAGCUUUAAGAAUUACAGAACCAAGUUUCUGAUAUCAAGGGAAAUAAGAGUUUUUAUCUAAGGAGAUUUUUAUUUAGCAGAUGUCGACCAGGUGUACAUGUGCCUUUGUGACUUGGUGAUAUAUAUGAAGGAUCAGAAAACAAACUGAAAGAGCCCUUGUUUGAUUUUUACCCUUAAAAGUUUCCACAUCUGUGGUUUUUUAAAGGGUGCAGAAGAAAGUUUUCAUACAGAGGAUUUUUGAACAUAAAUGGGCAAAACCAGAAUUGACAAAGAACAUCCAGCAGCUUAAAUCGAACACAAAUCAACACUUUUUUCCACUGAUUGAUCCCACUCCCCUUCCUUCUACAGACGUGGCGGCCCCAUCAGCUUCUCCUCCAGCCGCUCAGGCAGACGUCAGCUGCAGGUGGAGGGCACUUCUUUGGACCUACUCUCUGACGAUGAGCUGGAAAACAAGAUCACUGACAACAAUGCCAAUGAGACACCAGCUACACAGCCCCAGCAGGAAUAG
Messenger RNA from Xyrichtys novacula (pearly razorfish), 78807 nucleotides. Lineage: Eukaryota; Metazoa; Chordata; Actinopteri; Labriformes; Labridae. The record is from the annotation of a GenBank genome assembly.